AUGGGAGCCAUGGGCGGGACCAAGGUCUUGCUCCUGGUGUUUCUGGUUGGUUGGGAGAAGUCUCUGGGUCUGAACUGGAACCCAGUCCCACGCAAAACAGUUCGAUUCAACGGUGAGUCAUCUUUUCUGGUUAAUAAGAAGGUUUUACCUCAGAGAGAUGCUGAACUCUUCAGAUUUUUAGAAUCGCUGUUAGUAACAGCUUCUUACUCAAGCUUUUGUUCAGGUUAGAAGUCUUUUUUUCGUACAUUGUUGAUAUCUGAAAGAUAACAAAAAGAAAACUGAAGGAUAUUGUUAAAAAAAAACUUUUCUUCCUUUGGGAAGACCAAUUCUUUAAAAUACAAACAGAAUUACAACCGCAUUUUACUCAUACUAGCAUUGAUAACUGGGAGACAAGGGUUGAUGACUGGCACUUGUACACAGACUUGAGCAUCAGGAUCAGAAGAUGAAGAAAAGGACUUGACUGUGGGUGACUUGACUUAGACUCACUGGUGACGACUCGGACUGAGAGGAAGACUCAGACUCAAGCUAUUGGACUAUCUCACUCAGACUUCUUUAUGAAUCAAGGACGAUUUGUUACUUUACAUGUUUUGACUUGGACUCGAUACUAAUGACUUCAACUUGUACAUAAACUUGAUAAUUGACUGCACUAGGACUUGGAAGGGGAGAGACAGAAUUUGACUCAUUUAUUGACAAAGACUGAUCUAUUUUUUCUGGGACUGGACUUGGACUCCAGAUCUGAUGAUUGUACGCUGACUCAAUUAUCGACUCUAUUGGGAGUUGUAGGAUUGAGAGAAAGACUCACUGAUGGGCUGAUUUUUGACUAUGCUGGUAAUGUAAUUUGACUCUACAUGGACUUGACUUGAGCCUAGAUGGACUUGUACACAGACUUGAUUAUUGACCGCAUUCGUACUUAGAAGACUGAGAGGAAGACUCAUGUUUUGACUAAGACUCCAUUUUUGUUCUUGGUAGUUACUGUCUUUGACUCAACUUGAACUUGAACACUGAUGACUCGGACUUGUUAACAUAUUCAAUCACUGAUUACACUAAAACUCUACUACUCUUUUACAAACAUGGACUUUUUUGUUGUUUUUUUUUAAUGAUCUUGUUUUGCUAGCUAACUAGAACAGUUAAGCGUUGUUAAUUUCACUCAGAUUUCAUCGGAGAUGUUUUGAGCUGCAGAGAAGUCAUACUACGAUGCUUUACAAGACGAGAAAAGACAAGAAUGUUGAUGCAACUUGUUUUUGAGAUCCACACCCAAAGAAAGCCGAACAAUCAGCCCACUGGAGCGAGUAGAAAGUGGUAUAAAUCUGUGACUCUUAAAGCUUGAUGUUGUUGUUGCACCUUUAAAUAGUAGCUGGUGAACUACACUAGCUUGGGUGUCAACUAACAUGCUAGGAAGCAGAUUGCAUAAGGACUAAUUAGCUUGUUGCUAUGCUUUAGUUAACUUGGUCGCUAAGAAGACAAUUAGCACAUACGGUUUAUUUAAAAACUGUGUUCAACUGUCAUCUGAAGCCGAUCAUCUGAUUAUCACCUUCCUGCAAAAGCGGAUGUUAGAAGAAGAACAAGAUGAAACUCAACAAAUAAAGCUUGUUAGAUUUAAGAGUCUCCAGCUGCUCUUGCCAAGUUCAAGACAAAACCACAGGAAAUUAUUUAUGUCAAACUUCUCCAAAGUUCGCAGAACUUUUUGCUUUUCUCCCUGCAGCCCAAUUCACCGAAGCAAAGCGUUGAGACAGAGUUUAUUGACCAACAACAGUUGGUAGAAACCCUAGGGUCGGCCCUGGAAUGAUUUAUCUGGCUGGUAAUAGCUGUGCAAAUGUAUUCCAGAACAACAAUCAGGAGAGGAUUUUCCAUUAUAUCAUAGAUGGAUGAUUUCUGAUUUUGUUAAGAGCCUGUGUUCGGCUGUCAGCAAGACAAUACAUCAGUCUAAUCCUCGCGCUCAACUGUAUUUGCACUCUUUAUCUCAGCCCUCCUCUGCAGCCAGCAGCAGCUUUCUUCACCGAACAAUCCCAAUUGUUGCGAGCUGAGAAAUAGUCUGUUUUAUUUUAAUCCCUCAAAGAGGAAGUGCUGCUUUCUCUCUCUUGAGGAUUAGGGAAAUACUAUAAAGAGAGGUAAAAAAUGUAGUAAAAAAGCUAUCUCACCUCUCUGUACUACCUAUCCCACCUUUCAUGCCUUAUCUCCCUCUCCCUCCUUUCUCUUCCUCCUUAUUCUUUCUCUUUUUAUUCCUCCCCUCCCUUCUUUUUUGCUUUGUGUGCCGCGGCUCAUCGUAUGAGCCCGAAAUGCUCUUAUAGCGUUGUCACAAAGAGCUCCGAUUUCAGCCUCUCUCCAGGAGAAUGGAGCUCGGUGGCCAUGGAGGGAGUGGGGAUAUUUCAAAAGCUGCUUUCUCAUGCCGCUAUCAUGCACCCACACCCCUCCUCUUCUGCUUUUUUUACCCACAAAGCCCGCCUCCCUCCUCGUAUUCCUCCAAACUACAGCUGUGGAGGGAUAUGAGGACACAGGAUGGGGGUAAAAGCAUCGAUAGGGCGUCAAUACUCCGGGAUGACACAGCAAGCUAAUAUUGGCAGAGAGUGGGUCAGAUCUGUGCUGGAAAAGCCUUUUAGUAAAGUCAAAGCAGACAGGGCAAAGUGGGACAGCUGCAAACACACGGUCUUAUAAGGAAACAACCCAGAAAAUUGCACCGCCACUUAAACUUUCUGUAUUUCUGAGCGAGGCUGGCAAGUCAACCUGCCUGUAGAGACAAGAUAACUCCCUACUUCUUGUGCAGCUUCACUCUUUCUCUCGUGAAUGCCUUCAAAAUAAAAGCCCUGUCAUGAAAGGAGAAUGAAGCAGAUUUCGACGCUUCUAUCCCACUUGAUUCAAGUGUGGCACUCGAGAGCAGAAAGAUUCUCGACGCAAAUUGAUUUGCAUUGGAAACAAGUGGGAUUAUGGCACCGUCGACAGAUUCCUCCACUCGGUUGGGGGAAAAAAAUGAGAUUCUUAGGCUCAAUAGUGGGUUAAAUGACUUAUAUGGAUGGUUCUAGGAGGGAGAUAGGAGAGAGACGAAAUGGAAAAACAAAGCUGCAGAAGGAGAGGAGAGGAGAGUGAGGGGGGAUGUUUAAUGGAAAGAAAGCGAGGGAGUGAGACAGGUGGAGCGACAUAGAGAAAGAGCGGGAGAGAGAGAGGUCAGUCACUAACUGCCUUUAAAAGGGCUGAAAGUAGAGGAAUGACAGGAAAACACACACGCACACACACAUCGUUCACCCUUUGUUGCAUUUUGCAUGGCGCUGUCUCUACACACACACACACAUAAAGCAUCUAUGUAUAACCAGAGAGAGAGAGAGAGAGAGAGAGAGAGAGAGAAAAGGAAGGGAGGAAGAGAGAGAGAGAGUUUCAAGACAGAGACAAGACAAGCGAUAAAAACUCAGAGUGAGAGAAAAUUUGGGGGCACGGAGGGCGUGUGUGUUUAUACCUAUUUGUGCAGAGAGAGAGAGAGAGAGAGAGAGUGUGUAUUCAGCUCUGAGUCUGUCUAUCUAAUCCCCCUUUGUUUAUAUAUGUGUGUGUGAGUGUGUGUACUGCUUAGGCUGGCAGUCUGAGGGAUUUGAAAGUCCGGGGAGUGUAGGAGGGGUGUGUGUGUGUCUGUGUGUGUGUGUGUGUGUGUGUGUGUGUGUGUGUGUCUGUGAGGGAGUUGGGUGGUAGGAAAGAGAUGGUUGAAGAGAUAAUAUUUGCCCCCUCCUCCUCCCUCUACCCCCCCCACCCGGCAAUUACAAGACGGCUUACAUGAGGUUGCAGAAGAAGAAGCACAAACAUCCUCCUUCCUUCUCAUGUGUCUCUCUUUCUCUCCUCCUCCUCUUCUUCUUCUUCUUCUUCUUUGUCUUACUUAUUUUCUAAAGUCACGUGCAGGCUGUUGUUAUUCCACGCCAGCCUCUCAUCACAUUGACAGAAAGGAAAAAAAUACCCGAUUGGCUUUUUAAUGGGACAUUUUAUAUACCCACGUAAUGUAUGGCCUUUUGUAGAGCUGCUAAUGAGGGCUGUAAUUUUCUUUUCUUCUGUCGUCACCCACGCAGAACACGUAUCCAGAUAUUUUAUUUAGGUUAUAUUUCACAUCAACUUUGCAUUCAGACCGAACAGAUUUCUCGUUCAUCAUCAUUUCCUAAAGGUCUUCUCAUCCUCACAUUUAGACGUUUCCUUCUUUUACGGCUUCGUUUGGUGCUUUUCACUAAGUAGAGAUGCAUCUCAUAAAGAUAAUUAGAGCUCCGGAUCCAUUUGUGGCAUUAACUGCAAAGCUCUUGCACAUCGAGGAACCUUAAAAAUAGACUGUAUUUGAAUAUUUAAUGCUGCAGGUCAGUGACUUUUGAAAACACUUACUGAGGCAUUGUUUUUUUAAUUUACAUUUUGAGCACUCGGAUGAAGAUCUGAGGGUCAGAGUCAGAGCCAAAAUUAAGAGCAAGUAGUCUAAAAUGAAGUUUUCAGCUUCCAUAAGGAGUUUUUUUUACAACUAAGAUAAGACUGUAGUAUAUAUUGAUGACUUUUUAUGAUAUCCAAAGGCAAGCAAAACUAUCAGUGGUAUAAAAAAAUGAUUCUUAUAUAGUGAUUUUUAAUCCAUGAAACUCAGGCAUGAGGGUUGGUGUCAGCCAAACAGUUAAAGAAACAGCUGUUUUUAUGAUAUCGGUGCAAAAUAUUCAACAUUUAUCAAACAUUUGACAAGGGACUUGAUUAAAGUAGACAGAGGACAAGAUCAGAUGGACUGCUUUGGCCACAGGGGGCGCCAACAGAGACAGAAAACUUAUACCUUAUUACUUAUUUACUAAUUAGAGACAAAUAACUAAUGAUAGAGUACAUCACAGCAGGAUGAUACGACAUGAAAGAAAUAAAAUCCAGAAUUUUGGUAUCUUACCAGUGAUCAAAGGCUGAAUAAUGUCUGCAGAAGUACAUUACUGUCACUAGAUAUCAUACAUAUGAAAAUGUACGCAUCCGUUUCAGACGAUGGUUCCGUCACUGCCCACAUACUUCCAUGCGUCCUUUACGUUGGCAUGGAUGUUAACCAUUACAUCCACCAGGGGGCAGGCCGGAGUCAAAAGUUUCUGACAGCAACAAACAAAAAGAAACAUGGCGACUGUGGAGGAGCUAGUGAUGAUAAAUGUUUUGCAUAGGAGACAGAAACGGAGGCAGGAUGGAGAAUUCUUUUCUCAAGUAGUACUGAUGAGAGAAAUUGACGAUGAUUGUCUUUGUCGUAUCGGGUAGUGACAGCAGCAACACUGCCGCCACGGUUUCCGGUUGUACUGCUCCGUCUGGCCUGUAUCUGUAAACUUCAAGGAUAUGUGGAUGAAAAUAAUAAAUACGCGAUGCAUGGACUAAGAGCUCCGUCGGUAUCCAGAUCCUUAUGUAACCUUUAGCAUAAAUGAACCUUAAAGCGAUACUUUAGGGUUGUAUGUGGUAGAUGUCAGUAGUAAGUGAAUUACCCACUUGAGUUCCUGGUCAGCUUGACCUAGUUGUUGAGAAUCACGGUGGAGAGACAGCACAGAGGCGAGGAUAACUAUUGCAGCAGGUUUCAUUUGUCAGCUGAGUGACAAUUUUGAAAAGCAUCGAGAUGGACAGCCUGAGAAACUAUGACAGGUGUGGCUGCGGAGAUCACUAAUGAAAAAUGAGAAAUAGAAAUACAAUCUGUCACCGGCAGAGUUCUCCCAGUAUUGUUGGGACCAAAUGUUGAACCACCUCAGCCUUCAUGAGAGUCCUGUGAGUGUUUUUAAUUACAACACUGGACAAAAUGUGGUGAAUUAGUCAUCACUUACUGCAAUAAUAACAUCACCAUGCUGAUAACGGUGGUAGUGGAGCUGUGUCAUGAUCAGUCCAGAGCAAAAAGAAGAAAAUUGAAGAUUUCUGCAGAGAGAGUCUGCAGGUUUUUCUCAGUCUUAUACUCACUUGUGUGAUUUCUUUAUCCUACAGCAUCAGUCAAUGAAACAGUUAUUAGAGUUUCUUAAAGCUACACAUCAAAGUUUGCUUCUAUGAAUAAACUGUGUUACCAUGUCGAAUGGUAUUGAAUAAACGUAUACAAUAUGGAGCACAGACUCCUUUCUUUUGCUACGAGAAGUACAUGUUGUUUCUUGUUCGAAAAGUCAAGGUUCUCACACGAUUGUCAGACUUUUAAGAUAUUGUAUCAAGUUCUCUGAAAGGUUCACUUGUUUUCAGUUUUUUCCCUUUGCCUCUUUCGCUCUUUCUCUCUGUGAAUCUCAACCUGCUCUGUUCUCUGUCUCUCCUUCUCCCUGAAUUGGCUGCAGAUGAUUUGAGCAUCUAUUAUGUUGUUUUAAGCUAUUUUCACCACCUUAUUUGAACUCCCCAUUGUUGGCAACAGAAACUACUCCGGCUGAUAUCACCAUCGUCUCCACUCGCUGCUUUUCUGUCUCUCUCUCUCAAACACCGUAAUUUUUUUCCUCCUGAUGGGCUCAUACUCGCAGACACACAAAGACGCACACACACAUACACUCCUUAGCUCCCAAUGACAGAGGCCAGUAAGCCAAAACUUUGAUAAAUCCUAGCAGCUGUGGUCGGACAAAGAAAGGAGGAAGGAACGACUGGGAGAAAGGGAAGAAAGAGGGAGGUGACGAGGCCAAAUAGAGACCUUAGAAACUUGAUAUUUGGUUUGAAAAUGCAGCCUGCUUUGAAGCUCCAAACAAGCCAUGCAUCUUUAAAGAAAAGCCAAAGCAAACUUUAUGCUUCUGAUUUGGAAAAAAAGAAAGACAGAAUGAGAUGUUUGGAGAGAGGGAAAAGCCGGCCUUUUGACCUCCAGAAACCUCUCUCUCUCUACCUUUCUCUCCUUUUUUUCCCUCCUCUUUCUUUCUUUCUUUCUUUCUUUCUUCAGCCGUAUCUCUCCAAACCCUCCAAUUACAGUAAUGAGUGGUUGAGAGCGAGCAGAGAGAGGCUGUGCGUGACUGGGAGGAUAGAUGGGGGAGGGUAUUGAAGAAAGAGAUUCAUCACUGCAUUUUAUCUGCUAUGAGUGUCACUCAUCCCCCGACCUUGCGCUGAUUGGUCAGUGAAGAUUAACAGCCGGGACCAGAUGUCAGGACCUGGAGCACUCUGUGUUGUCAUACAGGCUCUGUGCCUGCUGAUGUGUGGGCAAGUGGGCAUGUGCAUUCAAAUGAAAUUGCGGCUCUAGUGCUGCUCUUAUGCAGAGCACCUUUUUGUACUAUUAGAGCUGUGCUUGAACUCAUGCACUGGUGAACCUCCACAGGCGUAAUGUUAAAAAUCACUGCCAUGCACUUCCCUUAUUAUUAAAUCAAGAGGGAGUACGAACAUGUGAUUGUCUCACAAUUUAUGUAUUAGAGUUUUUUAUGAUUUCUCCAGCUCCUUUUUUCUUUCAGCUCAUAUCGUGGACUAAACUAAUCAGUAGAAAUGUUUUAUAUUGUAUGAAGGAUGAUUAAUGUUAGAUUUAUCCACAUCACAAGCCAUGAGACUGGCUGACUUUUUUUCUCUCUCUUAGGUUGCUUUGUGUCAAUUUGAAUCUAUGCUUUUAUUUUGAAGGAGCCAUCAGACUUUACAGUUCUUCUAUAAAUAGUAGAUGACUUUUUGAAACAUGACAAAUGAGUUACCUCCGAAGUCAGAUGUCCGAGCUGGGAAUGAUGCCACACCUGAGUUACUAGCGUUUCAGUUACAAAGUUGGGAAAAAAACAAAAUCGGAGGCGCUUGUCAUUUUAAUUAUUUAAGUUAUUAUAGCAUCCCCUUUCGUAGAUGUAGCCAUCUUGUUAUUAGUCCUAAUAUCACUGCAAGAUCAUCAGUUAGAGAAAAGAGUUCGUUAGAAAUUAAACAUGUUUACUUCAUAAGUAACCGAGGUGACUAAUGGACUGACAUGUUUUCAAUUUCACUAUCUCUCAUGACAUUUACGACCAUGCAAAGAAUUAUGGGAUAUGUCAGGCCAUUAAAGGACGCAGCUUGUGCAGACUUCAUGGCCUAGAAACAGAAGGAUAGGAGAUCUUUAUUUCUUAUUGAUGCUGAUACCAUUAUGGAGACUCCUUAAUGAUCAGAGUCUUUAUUGAGUCUUUUGUCAUGACAUGCAGGGUUAAACAAAGGAAAGACACAAAUGAAAAAGGAAACAAAAAGAAAAAUCCACAAGGUAAAAUCUACAAAAAUCACAGGGAGCAACAGGGGACACAAGCAUACGCAUCAACAUACGUACAUACAAUAAACCAACAAGGACAGAGGGGAAGACCGGGACUAUAUAUAUAUACACACUGGGAAACGAGCAACAGGUGAUGCAGACGAGACACAGGUGAAACUCGUUAGUGAUUAACAAAAGAGGGAAAACCAGGGAAGUGAAACCAGACGAGAAACACAAGGAAUCAACUCCUACUAAAAAGAUAGGGAACACUGAGAACUGAUAUAAAGAAUAAGACAGAGAAAAGGAGGGAAACGGGGUCAAACACAAACUGAAAACUCACAAGACUGGACAACAGGGGAACAGGAACAAUAGGGACAAUACACAAAGAAAAUACACUCAGAUAACAAAACCAGGGAAAAACUAAACCACCAGAACAUAUCAGGACAUCUUCUCUAUUUUAUUGUUGCUCCACACAGUCGUAUUUAUACAGAUUUUUCACCUGAUAUUUUCUCUUUUUUGAACAGUACGUUCUUAUUUACUUUCGCCUAAUUCUCAUUUUUAUGACCCGACCCUGAACGCCUCACUGUGUAGUUGUGUGUCACUCUAUUAGUAAGCUACAAAGCUUUUAUCCUGCUGAUUUCAAGACUGGAUUAUAAUUUAUUAACCAACGGGACCUCCUCUAAAGUCUGGCUGACCUUACCCGGCUUAUAAAUAUUAUUAAACAUGAUUUGAAAACUUUGAGGACUUAUUUUAUUGGUAUGAUUUCUCAGUUUUGUUGUGAACUUUUAAUCUUUCUAAAACAGGUGCACAAUAAAGCGAAUUCCUCGUAUUCACACUUACAUGGAGACGUCAAAGUAAACACAUUAAAUGUUCAUGUAGGAAGAUGUAGUAACAUUAAUAACAAUGAAGAAGAUGUUGAACUUUUUGCCUCAAUUCAACAGAAACUCUUAACAUCACAGCUGCUGCUACUCUCAGAUUCAGUGUUUCAGGGUGUGUAUGAAAUGUUUCUCUGCCAAAAUACUGCUGCAGUUUGCCAAAGGUCGUGCUUGUAGGGAGAAAAAACAACCUGAAGAAAAUCAAAUAAUCAUCAGGUUGAAGUUUGUGAAACUGACACUCAAGGAAAUCCAAAUUUUUCACUUCGUUUAUUUCUCUAAAUGGCAUGUUUUUGGAUUCUAACAACUUGUCUGGAGGAAAAAUUGAACGUUUUGACAAGUCAGUUACGGCCAUUUUUCUUCACUGUUUCCACCUUUGAUUGACGGAAAUACUUGAGCAAGAAUUUGUAAGCUUGGCCGGCUCGAUGUGAAGGCAUCUUUGAGUGAAAAUAACUGCUCGGAAAAUUGCUCCAGAUGUGUAUAAAGGAAAAAUAUAACAUUUCUCAAACGCACUAAAUCAAUAUAAUAACUACGCAGAGGUUACCAGAGGACUCUAAGGUGUAGCUUAACCGCAUUGAAGCCUGAUUCCUGAUUCCUUUAUGAGUUUGUACAACAUGAGGACACAUUUUAUCGCAAUCAUUUUCAGCUUUAGCCGGAGUCAUGAUGGCCCCUUUGCUUGGACAAGAUUUCCACUUCCUCUGAAUCACCAAAUACUUGACAUUUUUAGUCUGUAAAUCAUUCAGUGAGUCAGAUUACAGAACUGUAGCAGUGUCAUGCUGUGCCUUUUGAGCUCCACAGACUCCCCUCUAUCUUUCAUUGUGUGUGUAGAUGUGUGUGUGUGUGUGUGUGUGGGUGUGUGUGUCAUCACCACACCAACAUCAGAGAAGGCCUAACUCUCCCCAGCUGCUGCACCAGCCCGAAUGAGGGGGAAAAAAAGCGCUCACUUGUGGCAUCAACCAGCUCUAGAUUUGUUCUGCUUGUUGUGGGUUGCAGCGUUCGCCCCCCCACUUAGUCGCCUUCUUGGCCCCCCUCCCCCUCUUUCAUGUCCCGCCAUCCUCCCUCCUCCCUCCUUCUCUGCUGACUUGCUCCGUCGCUGUUAAUCCAGUUUAACCACUUCCUUUCCUCCCACUCCCCCCCACUCACUCCAUCCUCUUUUCAUUCAAUCUCUCUAUUGCCGUGACUGUUUAUCAAAAAACGUGAAGCUGUGUAGGAAACACAAACGCUCCAGAGGCAACAAGCAGGGGCUUACACGUUUAAGCCAUGCACAGACGAGUAAUUAUACAGCCUACAAACAUGUACUUACAUUGUGUUUUCAAAUAAAGCAUUUUCAGCAUAUGAAUUCCUUCUUCUGCUGCAUGGAUAAUCCUAUAAAUCUCUGUUAUUGAUUUUUAAUUGCAUAUAAUCUAUAAUUAGGUAUUUUUGCAGAUCUAUCAAGCAGCAGUGUGAAUAUCUGUCCCGUUCUUGUCGCUCUCUCGUUCUCUCUCUGUGUUUCUAUCUCCCUGCUCUCAUUCUGUCGUACACCUGCUUCUCUUGUGAACUUGUCGUCUGUUCAGUCGACAAAGCUUCGGCGUCCACGUGGGAGUGCGCAUCUUUGUUUUCCUUCAAAGAGGGUACCUGCUCAGAUGAGGGUCUGGCGACGCUUGUUGUGCACGCUCUGUCGUAUGUGCGAGACAUGCCACCCUCCCUCCUCCGUCUGUCUGUGUGUCUGUCUGUGUGUCUGUUUCUGUCACUGCUUCAAAGCUCUCCCUAAAAUAGGCCUUUAAUCAUAGUUUGGUGUGUGAGCGGCGCGGCGGUUAGGAGCUAUAAGAAGAGGCCGGGCGUAUUUUUAGCAGGCAUGGAGAGGGAGAGGCUGGAGCUGCGCUGGAAGGCUGGAGGAGGCAGAUUACAGAGGCCAGGCCCCGAUCAAGACCUUCUCAGAUGGCCCUGAAGCAACAGGCGCUCCCUACUUGUCCUCUCUCUCUCUCUCUCUCCCUCUUCUCCUCCAGACCGCAUGGGAGUUCUGUUUGGUCUGGCUUGAUUUGGGCAGGGCGGGAUGGCGAGGCUGACCCCGAGAUAGUCUGCAGUGAAGUGCGCACAAAUGUUCAGACUUAGACGGCACAGGGACGAGCAGGUUUUGCACCGAGAUAAUGACUGUUCAAGCACAAAAACACUCCUCUAUGGCGGUGACAUUACUCUCCAAAGAUCUGUGAACCAUCAGGUGCAGAUUUCCGGCCUUCACAGAGCGUUAAGUCUCACUUCAUUUGAAAACUUUCGUCUAUCCUUGUGGCUCCAUUGAAGCCAAACAACUCUUAAGUUUAGUUCUUUUCUUAAUAUCACAGUUUCCCAUUAUCCUUUUCACAAACACUCUGCCUGUAUUAUACUUUGUUAUGGCGUAUCAUCCUCUUGAUGUUCUUGUCUGAAGUUGCAUUAUCGUUCAGGGACUGAGUGAAAGCUCUCCCUCAAGGACACGCCGGCGUCCAACACUCAAACACUUUGUCUGGUAAACAGCAAAUCCACAAGACGCACAAGCAGAAAACUAACAAAUCAAUGAGAGGGGUCUAAUGGGAAAUUUGUAGUUUCAGGCGGUAUGGCUUCCCGUCUUUAGUCUCAGAUGUUAAAACUUCCUGUCUUGAAUUAAAUAGAGAGCUAUUCAGUAUAGUCCUCCUCUCAGCGGGAUAAUCCCACAAUGAAAACAAUCCACAAGUGUUUAAGUGGUGGAAAGUAGCAGAGAACAGAGAAGAACUAUUGAAUGAUUGCAUUAUAGCACAUGAAAAUCUAGAUCACAAUAUAUUUAGUGCAUGGAGCCUUUCAAACAGUUUAAAUCAACAAAAACAUGCCAACAUUUAGUACUUGAAGGUGGGGUAGGCAGAAAGCAUCUUUUUUGUGGUGUAUCUACAAAAAAGUUUUUAAUAUCAGUCAAUCACUAGUAGUUAUUGAUGACAUUUGGGAAUAUCACGUUAUCACUGUGUUCUCUUAUGUCUUCAUAGUCAACAUUUCAAAACUUUUGAGCUUCAUGCUAAAUCUGACUGUAAACAAAGCCGUUCUCCACCUCCCUGACCUGACUGGUUGAGAGGCCGGCUAUGCGACUACUAAGUGCAUACACGAGCAGACCCAAGGCAAUCUUGUGGCAAUGGCGGAAAGUGGAAAGCAGCUGGAGAAUCCGGAGAAAAAGUUGUUAUGCCCACACCCCAAAGAGAAAGAUCAAAAUACCGAGGACUGAAGCCGAAAAACAGGCACUCAAGAGAGACCAGGCGAGAAAUAGGGGCCGAGUAAACAUCGGCGUAGCCUUUGAAGGAUGGAGGACCAUACAUGAGCUGUUCAAGCUGUGAUUUAAAGUCUUCUUACCUCAGAAUUGGACAUGCUUCAACCAUAGACUGCCUCCUAGCUUGGUGAAGCCACCCCGAGAACAGCACCCUCUGGUGACAGGCUGCAGUAUAGGUCAUAAAUUCCGCCUCCUCCAGCAAUCCUUAUGGAGCUGUGGACAAACUUUGGAAAUUUAUUACACAGAAUAUAAAUGUUUCCCCCCUUGGUUGCAAUGUUGACAUGUAGUUAUUGUCAGACUGGUUUGUGCUCAAGUCCUCUUUUUUUCUGUGAAGCUCCAUUUUUAAAAGUUAUGAGGGGGUUCAUGUUUUCUAUGAUUGACACUUGAUACAGCCUACGGUUGUACGGAGUUUACGUAGCUCACCGGGGGAUUACGCUGUUUGAGCUGAGCGUCAUCACAGCAACUCUCCUGCCGAAUGCGUACAAUGCUACUGCACAAGUGGAGAAAAUCUCAGAAAUACCGAGAGCAAUUUGGCGGAAGGCUGAGCCAAGUUGUCCAUAGUAUGUACAGUCCAUGUGCAGGUCUGAUCAGAUGGAUAGAAACCACCUGUAGCUCUGAGGGCGACGCUAGUUUAGUCUAAUAACUGAUAAAUCUGACUGCGUUUCAUAUCAAAUCUGGAUUUUCACAGAUUCAAUGAAAAGUUUGUCUUCGACUAAGUGUGUAAGUUAAGCCUUUUGCAGUCGAAACAAUAUAUGUAUUAAUAAAACAGCGUCCCUCUUUCAGCUAACAUCAUACACCAUCAGGAAGUUAUUGGAUCUUGGAGCCAGAGUUGUAUCCAGAGACACGUUGGUAAUUUAGUUUCAUUUUCACUGCUUGGAAAAAAGGUUGAAAUUGGUCUUAGACGUUUGGACCUGAUUUCAACCAUACUUAAAACAUUGAAAUCCCUGAAAGUGCUCACGAAGAAAAGCUGCCUCACAGAAGGAAAUUCAGUGAAAUAUGCUUUGUAAAAUGAGCAGAGGAAAUGUCAAGCAUAACCUUCAGAAAUUGUGGUUAAUGAGCCCAAAAGUGCUCGUGUUCAGCUCUGCUUUGGCUCUUUAAAAAGCACAGGCGUAUAUUUAUUAAGUAUAUAUCAGCCUGGUUUUAGGUAUGAUUCAUCCCGUGUCUACAAAAUGUGGUAAACAAAAGUUUUUCGUCUUACAUCUCAUUAUUCAAAUGUGUUUUUAUCAACAAAUAUAAUCCACCCACACCCAUACAACAUGGCUGACACUCCUGUCUUUUCUUAUUACCCUCUUUUUUUCACCAUCUUGCACCCAUCUAGAGACAAAAACACCCACACACACCAUGAGGGGGUCUUGUUGUGUCAUGAUCUCGGUUUCAAAUAGCACUGACCCCGGUUAACCCCUCAGACAUCUAUCCUUUAUUCUCUUCUGCUCCACUCCAGCUUUCUAUUUUCUACCCUUUGUUUUCAUUUCUCCUGUCAUCUGUUUGAAUCAUUUAGCUCUCCCUCGUCUCUGCCCUACGUUUUUAAUUCACAAUCCCUCAUUUAUAUUCUUCCUUUUCUUCCUCGCUCUGCCAACAGUUGUCUCUCCGAGCAUCAAAGACCUUGUAAUUUAACCCAAACUGCCUUUACACGCAGUUAAGCGCACUCGCUCGCUCUUUUAAUACGAUGGAAAAGUCCCAAAACAAUCCUCGUUUAAUGCUCGAAAUAGCUCGCAAAUGUCAUGCAUGAAGUUUAUAAAGUUAAUAUUGUGCUGAUUCAUUUGGUUGGAAGUGCAGUUAAGAGGCCAUGUGGCAAAUAUAUGCAGUUCAAAGUUAGUGACAGCAUGCCUCCCUGCUGGUUAUUACAUUUGUAGGAUUUAUUUUGUUCUGUUGAAUAAUCUAAUGUGUAAAACGACAACUCCUGCACAGUAUGUGAAAACACACACAUGUCUGAGAUUGCACAGAGACAGUCCUCAGGUGUGGGGCAGUCUUGUUUGUGUCACAGAGGAGCACUCACACACAGCAGGUGGCCUCAGGGCUGCCACAGUGUGGUGGCAGAUGGUAAAUGCAUCUGCUUCAAUCACCUCCUAAUGACAGAGCCGACCAUCGCCUCAAACGAGCCUCCCAGAGCAAAACGCUCCCCCCCUCUGUUGGUGGAGAUGUGUUCAAGUCAGUGAGCAGGUACCCUGGAGGACUGCCCAGGACUCUGAGCACAAGUGUGUGUACAGUGUGUGUGUGCAGUGUGUGUACAGCGUGUGUGUGUGUGUGUGUUUGGAAAAAUGCAAUGUGUCUUUUAGCUUACGCAUAAACUUCGUGUGAGCUCGUGUUCAGAUGUGCACUGAUUUGUGUGUGCGGCCACCACGUUCCCAGACACAAAUGUGUGUGUGCGUGCUGUGUGUGUGUUCUGUGUGUGUAUGUGUGUAGCUGGGUAAAAGUGUGUCAGCUCUGGAGUUUUUUGCCCGGCUGUGUGGAACAGAGCAGAUGUGCUCAGUCCUCCCCUGAGGAUCCCUCUCUGUCUCUUUCUCAGCCUCAGUCUCUCUCUCUCUCUCUCUCUCUGUCUUUUCUCUCCCCCCUCUUUCCCUCUCUUGCAGUCUCUCUCUCUCUUUCUCUUUCAUUUCCAUCUUAUGUCUCUCUCUCCUCCUUUUUCCCUCUUAACUCCCUCUCAUCAGGCUCCCUCAUCUGUACGUACCCUCUUAUGUUUAUACUCGGCUGCUCUUCAGAUAAUAAGCUGAUUUCAGUACUUAUCCCCCUUCCUUCCUUUGCUUACUUAUUCCCUUCUUCCCUUUAUCACUCUUCAUCCAUCCCUCUGAAGUUCUCACAUGUCCUCUCUCUUUAGAUUGUUUCCGCCUUACUGUAGCAUGAUUAACCCGACUUUGUUGUCAGUUAUGUUUGAUGCAUGUUUACACCCAUUCACACAUAUGGAAGCAGAGUAGCUGCGAGGCUUUAGAUGGAGAACGAGGAUGGUUAAUUAAAGAAAGAGGGUUAAUUAUUGCCUGAAUGCCUGUCACUGAGGUAUAUUUUGUUGUAUGGCUCUCCCUGCCCUUCCCCAUGUAAUCCACAAGUUAAUCGGACUAAGCUCAUAAUUCACUUUUUUCGCCGAAUCGGACUUCUCUCCUUGUCCGCGUUUACGUGCAGCUGAGAAAAUCAAAUUAUUGACGUGAAUGUGUCGUCCUCCCCGCAACUAGGGGGCGAUAUGGGUCUUAUACAACUGUCAACAACAACAGCAGGUCCGUGUCAAAUGUCAGAAGUGUCUACAACUGCUGCUGGGCAUUUUAGAGCAAGAAGAUGGAGCAUCGUACAGCGUUGUUUUUGUCAUACAUGUUAUACGCGCUACUUUAUCUGCAGAUGAGAUGCACACUACUCCUCUUCUCUGGUGUUUUUGUUCCGGGGUUACAGGGGUGUGGCGCACAUGCAUUGUCCAAUCAUACUACGACUACGCUGGUUACAUGGUAGAGAAAAUUGAAUUCUAAUGGCAUUAUCUGGGUGUCUUAAUCUUCGGUAGUCAGACUAAGGUGUUUACAUGGCCUUCAGUUGUCCAGUCUUAAUUGGAAUAAGGCAAUAAUUUGGUUUUUCGAGUGUCAUGUAAAUGUACUGAGUGAAAUACGACGCUGGUAAAGUUGGCUUUAAAAGGCAGAACUUUUUGUUUGUCUUUUGUGACGACGUCCACUUUUGGAAAUGUUUGGUCCUCUUUAACUUUUCGGUAUUAUAGAAGAAAUAUUCCCAUUUAAAUGAUGUCAGCUUUAACACUUAUUGCACAAGUCCUGAGUGAAGGCUCGGGCCACAGGGGGCUGUUAUUUAGUUUGUAGAUUUGUGAGGAAUUGGAAAAACAUUUGAAAGUUUUAUUUUGAUGGGAGGCCCUUUUCAAACCGUCAUGGGGUGCUUUUGGCUACAGGCAGCAAAAUAACGAUGCCAAAGAUUCAUGAUUUUUCCUCACACUCACGGCCUCUCCUUUGGUACAAAACCAUCAGAUCAUUGAUGUUUUGCACUCAGCUGAAACUUUUUUCUUUUUUUUGAAUUAAUGUGUAAAAUUACAUGGUGUCAUUUUUUCAUUUUGAGCUAUUAGAAGCAAAGGAAGGAAAGAUUUAGCCCUCCGGCAGAAGUGCUGAAGUCCAGACAGUGGGCACUUGCAGGAACUGCACCAUCGACAGGAUUCAAUUGGAUAAUCAUUAAUUUAUGAUGUUGAUGCUGAACUUUUUGCUGCUGUAAGUUUGGGGAAGCUUAAGGGGGAUUCACUACAGCUCCUGGGCAUGACGAAUCCCCAUAGAAAACAGAGGAAUGGAGAGAGAUGGGUGGGUGGAGGAGUGCAGAAUGUAAGGACGAAAGAGAGGAAGAAGAGAUGGACAGGUCUGCAUUUGUGAGAAUGAUGGGAGAGGUGCGGUUUAGAUGCAGUCCUGCUUCAGAUAUCAGUGUCCUUAUGUGACAUCUCACACCACAGAAGCACAUUUACAAAGUGAUGCAUGCUCAACUAGAUCCAGUCUUGCCCCCGUAAUGUCACGACAGCAAUGUCUAACAGGCGUUAUAAUCACUGUUGUCUUAGAGCAGCUGAGUGACUCCUACAAUUAGCCAACAACUGACUGUUAAUACAAGCACAAUGAUGCCUCAGUUGACUUGCAGGGAGCAACAAGGAUGAAAGUAUGAUACUAUUAUUAAACUAUAUGUUUAAAAAAUACUUUUCUACAGUAGUUUGCCUUUAAAUUUAGGUUUGACACGACAGCUGUCAAUACUGUACUGAAGUAUAAGAGGCAUACAGUCAAGUUUAAGCCAAACAAAGAAAGAGGACCAAAAGUAAAGGCUCCAGAAAUGAUACUCAAUAAAGAUCGGACCAAACUUAACUUAACAAAGUCCAAAACUCGAGAUCACAGAGAGGAGAAGACGCAAUGAACCGAAAAAAGACAGAAGGGAAGCUGAGUAAUUAAAUCCACAAAAGGGUAAUUAAACACAGCUGUGAUACAAGACACAGGUGAAACUAAUCAGGGCGGGGCGCAAUCACAGGAGCGGGGGAACACGGGAGGUAAGACUAGACUCCGCACAUGAGGGAAAUACAGCAGGAAACAAUCAGCUAACCAGCUAACGAAACAUUCAUACAAGUUAAACGAUGAUAUCGGUGGUCCCAAUAUAGCGGUAUUGACGAUAAUCUUCGACAAAUAAGCGUACAGUAAUACCAUGAGCUCAUAGUUGUGGUUCUUAUGUCUUUGAAAGGAUGAUAGACGAGAAAGAAGAAGUAGCAGCAGCUGUAAGCGAGUGAGCUAGCUGUAGCAGCCCUCUGAGAGAAGAUUAAGCUCUUCUUAAUCUCAAGAGUUACUGUAACCUCCCUUAGAGCUUGUUCUUUCUGUGGUUGUGAAUCAAUUAAACAUUUAUUCUCUCUGUAAUUGUUCUUUUAAUUGUUUUCAUCCAGUUCUGUAACUAACAGUCUACCAGAUGUAUACUAGUUUCAGGGCUAAUGUGAGGAUAAAUCAUAAAUUUGAGCAUUAUUAGAAAUGGAUUAUGAAAUAUAAGGUAAUUGCAUAUAUUAGUAGAGUUUUUCCCUCAUUUUUUGUCUUUUUGUGAAUCCACAGAGCAGGUAACCCCAGUUUUACUUCAGGACUUCUCUUUUCUUUCCAAAGUUCAGCCUGUUCUCAUGAUUUAUGCACCAGUUUGUUGCAAAACGCUCAUGUUGUUGACCAGUUUGACUUCACUGAAAACAACUCAGUCUUAUUCUUGAUUUCAUUCACGACACAGCUCCAAAGAGAGAUCAUGUUUCAUUCAAAACUGCAAAAACAAAAUCUGUGAAGAUCCAAAGCUGACCUUCUUUCUUGUGACAUCAAGGACUUCUUAAUAUUUAAACACUCACACCGUCAAGGUUUUGGCAUAAAACUCACUUUACUUUACUUUCUUUCAUCCCUCACACACUCACAGCUCCUGUAUCAGAGCCGCCUCCUCCAUGUAGGCUAUGUAAGUCUAUUCAGCCCCAAGUAGGGCACAGCCAGCGUCACAUGAGCACUUAGUCUCGCCAUAAAUCACACCACUUCCUGCUGUUGCCUCCCUAGAUUUCAGUUGCUAUUUUCAGUCUGGAAAAAAAAUAAGGGAAAGAAGUGAAAAUAUUCAUGUUGUAGCAAACAGAAAGAGAAACAUUCAAUUUAUGAGCUCGCGUUUCGUGCAGACGGCUGUCGUCGCUUUGCGUUUUGCACACAUUCUAUCAGCGUGGAUGAAGGCAGAGCGGGGCGGAGGAGAGGGAGAACAAGGUGACACUACAAGCAACACGAGUGUGGAUAAUGAAAACUAAACACCAUCCUUUCUCUCUUUCCUCCCGCCUCUGUCUUGCUUUCUCAUCUGCUCUGCACCACUAGUUUGUCUGUAUGCUAGUCAGGGGAUUUGAACAGUGUGUGUGUUCAGUGUGUGUGUGUGAGAACAACAGAACAGGGGGUGCAUCUUUUUGAAAUUUUGAUGAAAAAAAAAAAAAAGUCAGCUGUGGUUUUUCAACACUCCCUGCAGAUGGGACCGCGGAGAGAACAUUUUGUGAUUUUGUCAUAAUCUUUUCGAGAUUGUUUGUGUCGGUGCAUGAGCAGGAAAAUGAGAAACAAGCUAAAAAUAUGAGCAAUCCUCCGAUGAAUUCAUAAGUCCUGAGAUAAAUCACUCAAAUCCACCUAUGUGAAGCUAAAGAACCACUCAGAGGGCUUCCAGGGAGGCUCAUAUAUCUGUUUAUAGUCUGCCUAAUCAGGGUAAAGGCCUCAUUUAGGGCUCGUAUUAAAAUGCAAUCUGCAUCUGAAUGUGCACCCCAGAUAAUGAACAAUCUCCUCACCUCGGCAGAUUUACUCCCAUUAUUAGGAUGCACUUACAAGCAAUCUUCAGCUCAGUCUGCAUUCUGUCCACGUUGUCGCUCAGAUCCCACUUUCAAUUUGCAAUAAUGCAACUUAGUCCAACUCUAAAUCCCUGUUUUGUCGCAUGCAGAUGCUCCGUCUGGACAGAUUAAGCUGCUCUUUCUUAAUACUGCAGUGCUGAUUGGAUGAGUCCUUUAACAAUAUUUGGACUAAGAGCUGUGUUGAACUGAAGCAGAACACAAUUUAGGUUGUUUUCCAAAACAAGCCCAGCCAUUUUCUCAAUUUGAUAAUGACCGGUCUUAAUGGAUUUUUUAUUGAACAAGUGUCUGAAUACAAACGUCCUGGCAUCGGGCUCAAUAACGGACUCGCAUUAAAGCACGGGCUGAUUGAAGCUGUACCAGAUUACUUUUUAUAGACAGAAAAAUAAAUGGGAUUGUGCAGGUUGUGCUGAGUUGCAAACAUCGCUAUCAGUUCUGGAUAAUGUUUGCAUCAUCUGUAUUCAUUGAUAUACUAUUACUUUAAAAGCUCUCGGCGCCGCUUUCAACCCGCUGUCAGAGCUCCGUACCGUACACUCCCCUUGCAUUCUUCAUCAAAACAAGCGCUGGAAGGCCAAGAGCAUCAUUGCCUCUUGUUUAUUUGCACGGCUUUUUCCAAACAGACCACCACCUUAUCUCGUUUCUGACGUGCAGAUCUGGAACUUAUCAGACUUGCCCUGAGACCGGCCUCGGCUCCAGGUUCUUAAGAGUAAAUAGAGAGCUUGGGAAGCUUUCACUGCAGGAAGAGUUUUAAACAGAUCUGCAAAACAGAUACCGAGAGUGGUUUGAACAAACUCAUUAGGCGCUGAUGAGUUUUGUGAAAGCUCGGAGUUGGAAAAACUUUCUUCUCCUAACUUCAGCUUUAUGUUGGGUGAAUAUUUUCUCGCCAUUAUUGGCUCUUUUAAUGUGACGUUUUAUCUCUGAAUAGAGUAAUCUUGUUUCUAAGUGUGUGUGUGUGUGCGUGUGUGUGUUUUGAAUGCACGGUGGUACAUCAACAACAGCCUGAAUGUUCUCAAACUCAAUCUUGUAACCAAUUUAAUAGAAUAAGAGGACUGUUCGAUUCAGUUUCAGUGUCUUUGUUAGAAGAAAUGUUUUAUAAAAGCAAUUUUACCAAAGCGCGGUUUGAUGAAUAAAUGGGCAUCACAAGAAAACAGUAACUAUCUGCAGCUUGAGAGGUAUUGUGAAAAGUGUUAAAAUCAGAGUGAGCGAGGUUUAUCACCAAACUGUUUUACUCAAAGAAGAAGCUUGUGUAGAGAAAACGAAAGCAAAAGAAUCAGAAAAAAGUGCUAAACAACAAUCCUCAAGUGUUAAGUAACUUUGAAUAAGAUGGAAACUAUAAAAGUUAAAAACAUUAUAGAAAAAAUAUUAGUUUUUAGGCUACAGCUGACUUUUAGGUACAAAAAUAUUGAGCUAAAGGAAUCAUAGUUUUAUAUCCGUAUUUAACAGGAACCGGCAAAAUUGAUAAAAUACAGAAAAAAACCCAUCAUCCUAAGAAAUAGCUAGCCUAACUAUAACCAUUUUUCCACUUGGUUGCAAGUAUGUUCAGUUCUGCUGUAAAAAUAGUCAUUUCGAAUCAGGUGCUAUGUGGAUUCCUUUGCUUUUGAGCCUCCCCCAUGUGGACACUCAAGGAACUGCAACAUCCACGUUGGCUUUUUAUUACAAUACUGGAGUUUGCUGCGUAGACUAGCCACCGAAAGAUUCAACAGACACCACAGACAUGGAUUUUACUCCUUUGAAAAAGACCAGACAGAUUUGAUUUAGCGGCUGAAUAUAGGAUAACUGUAGAGAAAAUUUUUUAGAAGUAAAAAGAAGAUGAAAAAUGGGCUAACUCCCAACAGGAUAUGAUUGUAUAAUCUGAAAGUUAAGUCAGAAAAUACGCCAUUAUAAGCAAAGCAAAAAUAAGGAUAAGCUGUACCUUGCACACAGCAUAAAUUGGAUGAUGCUAAGCCAUAGUAGUGGGAGUAUGUGAGGCCAUGUGGUGUGGAUAAGCUCAGGCACAAACUAAUUUAAAAAAAGGGGGCUGUGUGAAAUGUUCUUCUGGGGGUUUUAGCCUGUCAUCCGUCAACAGAUCAUCUCAAAUUAAGAUGAUUCAUUUUGCAGCUAUGUAUUAUCUGUUAUAUAAAAGCGAAUCUCUCUGUGUGUGUCUCUCUCUCUCUGCAGAUGUGUUGGACAGCAUGGCGAGGUUCAGCGUUCAGGGAGUUUGCAACUACAGCAUGCUGACUCUGUCCGAUCACGAAAGAGUUCUGUAUGUCGGCGCACGGGAAGCGCUGUUCGCUCUGGACCCCAACGACAUCAGCAAGCAGCUGAGGCCACAGGUAACACACACGCAGAAGCACACACACACACACGCUCACACACUUUAAAGGUCGUACUUACUGACACUUCGGGGGAUUAAACAUUUUAAAAGUUAAACACAGACAGAGAAGGAUUUCAAGAAAAAUAAUUAUGCCUACAUCACCGCCUGACUAACUGUCAGUGCAAACACCCACACACUGUGAGAGGCUUUUGUAGAAAUGCAAGAAAUUAAAUGAUAACACAUAAGAUUUAAUAUCACACAGCGUCAUGAUGGACAGCUCAGGAACAAAAAGCUUCAUCUUAUCCACGCUGCCUGAAUACUGAGCGCCGUGGAGAUAAACACACAUUUCAAAUACUUAAUUUAAAGACACCAAAUUCAAUUAUGAUAUUAAAUGUGAUAUAAUUAUUAUGAAAAAAGCAUAAAGUAUUUCAGAGGUUCCGCUUGGAUUAGCAGGAAAGAAAAGAAAAAUAAAGCGUAAUCUCUGCCUCUGCCUCUUUCUCUGCCGCCUAUUAACUUGAAGGCUGACCUUAUUCUUCUUUCUUAAACUCAUUUAAGGACUGAAGGACAUUUAAGAAACCACACACACGAAAAAAAGAAAAAAAAAACCCUGGCAGAUAAUCAAAGAGCCAAAUAAUACCAUAAUGAAGUCCACUGAGUCAUAGUAGCUAUUUGGUAUUUUAUUGGUCUGGCCUGUAAUUCCUUUAUUAAAUCUUCAGGCCUUGUUGAAGCCAUAAUGUACGAAGUGUCACACAAUUUAAUAUCUUCUCAAAAUGGAUUAAAGUGUCGUCCUUGAAGGGUCAAAAAUAUAACAAAGAAGAUAAAUUGUUGCUGUUAGCUUGGAAAAGAAAAUCUGCAGAAAACAGAUUUGCUUUUGGUUUGACUCACAUCGAGGUUUUUAGAUUACAAAUGAAAUUAGAGACUCGAGAGAAAGCUUAAGUUGCUAAAACCAUCUAAUGAACACUGAGGGCUAAUGAAGCUCACAAAAGCCUUUACCAUAUUUAUAAAUUCCAAACACACUGUAACUCUACGAUAGCACGAAAAACUGAGUCCUGCAAUCACUACAACUGUGCUUAUACACUGCGCUCCAAAAGGCCUAAUAUUGGAGUCCCAGUGGAUAAUUCCACAUUUUAUUAUGGUGUUUUAGGGGUGUUUUAGGGGCCCUACACACACACACGUGGCUGUUUCGCCCUACUUGCUCCAACACAACAUUCUGCCACUCACCCGGGAUUUCCACAGAUUUCCACCGCAUCUGGAACGGCAGUGAUUUUCGCUGUAUGCCAAUUCCUACUUGUUCGUCUCCGGCCGUUUGCAUGGUGUGAAAUACGAUCUGCCUAAAACACAGGUGUUUUACUUUGAAAAGAAGCCGGAUGUUUUAUUUUGUGUCUGUGCUCAACUUCCUUUCCAGUAUGGGUUAAUCUGUGCUGAAUUUAUCCGGCAUGCUCUGGCGUCCAGAAAAAAAAACAGAACUCUUGCGAUCAGCUGGGGAGUUCGACAAUCUGCAGCGGAACGGAAAGAAGUCGGUGAAAAUUGACACAUUAACUUGAAUGGUUACGAUCAGCUACGAUCAACAGAUACGGCCUUUUCAUAGCCGUUCAGGAUGUGGUGGGAAUUGGGGGUCAGUACGUUCCAUGCACAGUUAAGUCAAGCUGCAGCAAUCGCUCGAUUAGGCGACUACUGUCCUUUUCCAAGUUUACAUGCUCUAGGUAAAAAUCUAAUUAUUGACGAAAACAUGUCUGCCUCUGCUGUGGUAGGUUGUGAAUCCGUCUUUCAGCUUAUUAAUAUCAGGUUGAUCGAAACAUUUUAGCAAGAGGCUAACAGGACAUCUCUCUAACAACUCUGAGCUGUUUGUUGGGAAUGUUUGAUCUGUUUUUAUGUCUUUUCUCCAUCUGCAGAAGUUUUAUUUACUAUCUAUGCACCCAUGCUGUUUAACCAUCGGCUCAGAGCCCGUUGUAUGAACUCUUGGGCCAAGUUCAGAUUCCAAUAUGAAGUUUUAUUACAUUAAAUGUUUAUAUAAUUGUUUGAAAUAACCAUUUUUUAUCAAUUGGUGCAUUUGUUUCUUGUUUUGUUCUGAUUUAUUGAAGUAACAGCUCUCCGCUCAAGUCAAGCAGUAAGGCAACUUUCCCCCCAUUUUGGACCCAGAUCAAAUGUUUUCUCGCGAAUUGCAAAGUUAUAACUUCACUUGGACACUUUUAAUGUCAUCUGGUACUAAAUGCUUCCAACAGUAAAAGUGUUAGUAAGCUGCCAACAUUAAGAUCGUAAAGUGUCUGCCUAUUGGCUCAAUAUUUCACUCCUAUCAGCACAAACACAUCCACUGUGAAUGUGUGGGAGUACACAGGCGAUUACACACACAUACACGCACUUGCGCUUACACUUUGGCCGUGUUUUCCUGAGUUUAUGAUGCACUUAUUUAAUCGACUUUUUUAUUGUCCCAGUUUUAAUUUGUAUAACUUGUUUUUCUGCGAUCGCUCCGGGAUAAACCUGUUUGUUAGAGGAGCUCUAUAAAUACCUUUGACUUGACCUGAAACACACACACUCACACAUACAUCGACGCUUAAAACCUCCGAGACUCAGUCUGCUUUUGCUUCUCUUCUUCAAUAAUUGGUCCAUAUUGCAAUCAAUACAAUUACAGCAGCGCAAUGGAGGUGUAGUGAGCAGCCCGCGGCGGUUUGGGGGAUUGUUAUCUGAUUUACCGCCUUAAUGAGCAGUUAUUAGACGCUCGCACGUACACACACCGCGCACACACACACCACGCAGACCCGAGCUGUUUGAGCGAGGGUUAUGAGUCUUACAGUAAUGAUAAGACCACCUGUUGUCGGCCCCUAGUGUGCAAUGUGGAAGGAAGAAGCCAGCAUAAAAAAAUGACAGCACGAGGGCGAGGGAAUAGUGCGUCCCCUCUGUCACCAUCUGCCCAUCACUCCCUCACCCCUCCUCCCCUCUUCCUUCCUCUCGCAGCACCUCUCUUUAUUUCCUUGCUGCUGUCAUACUUGCUGUCUCUCUUCAUUACUUUCAUGUCUCUCUUUCAGCACAGAUUAUUUUUUUCUGGGGUUAUUUUUCUCUAAGCUCUGACUUUUUUUUUUUUUUUUUUUUUUAAGGCGCACAGCUCCUAUUCCUGUCUGAAGUGCUCCCUUUUACAUUAUUUAGAUCUGCUCCUUCCACCAAACUGCAGUGAUGCAACACAGGCUGUAUAUACAACCCUGAUGCGCUCUUCGUCCUGCUUUUACGGAGUACAACAUCUAGAAACGGUUCAUAUUUGGUCCAAACAGCCAUAUUUUGGGAGGCCUUUGCACGCUCCUUAUUACACCUUUAAAUCCAGUGUUCAAUUAAAGGCCUUUUUAAACUCAUUUGCUAAUGGCCCAAAGCUCUGAAUGUAUUAUUAGCAUGCAUGAGGGAACACAGAAGCACUGGCUUUUAAAAAAUGCUGCAGCCAAGUGGCCGUGUAAUGGCACUAAGAGGGUGCUUCCCAAAAGAAAAGUUCUCUCUCUUUAUUUCCAAGUAUUGAGACCUUUUCACUGAUUAACACACUCAUUAACCAGAAUUACUUCCUGCGAUCCGUCUCGCACAAAGUUUCCUACUUGUAUCCUAAUACACUCAUAGUAACAGAGAUAAGUAUUCGUCUUAAGAGCCGCGUCCUAUUGUUGGUGCGGUGCACUAAUGUGUGGCAGAGGUCAUUAAUUUUGCAGAUACGCCUUUGCGGGCCAUUAGUCCGUAACUUUAAGAGCUACUACCUUUCCACUUACUGCUGCCUGAUUUGUGUUUGUAAAAUACCGGAUCAUUGUGGAGCAAAUGAGGAGGGAACGUCUCCGGCGAGAUCAUAAAAACAGACAGUGAGGAAAGAGAAUUCCUCAGGAACGCAUAAAUGGCAGGUGUGCUUUGCCACGUUUUAUAUCUCUCUUAAAAGCAGUGCGCUAUGGUUAGAAUCAAAGUUUAAGGUCAUACUUCACAGCCGCUGAUCCAGAUGAUUGAUUCGCUUUAAAAAGCCGUCAUAAUUUUAGGUCCGUAAUCGCUACAGUGACCGUGUUACGAGGCUUAAAGGAGCCACAAAGUAAGGUAGAAGAAGGGAGCUGUGGUGAAUAAAAUGAGACAUUACUGCAAGAAUAAAGAUUUUACAAAGUUAGGGGCAAAAAAAAAGAUGUUUCAGGUUCGUGUCUCUGCAGUGGAAGUCACUGCAUGAGCAUCCAAGAGCUGUCUUUGCUCAAAUACAGGUUGAAACUCUACCUUAUUGAGAGGGAACUGUAGAGAAACAUGAUCCAGAACCGCCAGAUGCUUCUCCAGGCCAGAUGCUUCUCCAGGCCCAAGCCCAUAAUGGGCUUGGGCCUGGAGAAGCAUCUGGCUGGUUCUGGAUCAUAUUUCUUUGCCUAAGCUCAUUUGCAAUGGACACCAGCACACCGUCCCCACCAUCAAAACUUUUCUGUGCAAUACAAAUUUUUCAGUUGUUAAAAAAGUCUUACUUUUAAACCACUGUUAGUCCACCAGUACGGUUUGUGGCGUUUGAUUGCUGUUGGUUUGAAUCCAGUCAGGUAUAUCGGAGUCUAAUACUGAAUUUGCAGCAGCUAUCCGCCUGUAAUGACCAGUGUAAUUAUUUCUAAUGGUGUGGAAACCUCUUGGUAAACACAGUUCAUAUUUCGAACCUCAGUCCACGGAGCAGAGUUCAGCCAUGUGUCACGCAGUCGUUAAAAAAGCAGCCACUGAAAUAAUACUAAAUAGCAGAGGGCAUGAGUUGGAGCAAGCACGGACAUAAAGUGAAGAUGAGCAUGCACAUUUCUUUUUUAUUGGCUCCCCCACCUGCUUGUUUCAGCAGAAAUGAACCCCGCAGAGGACAAAAGCCAGUCACACAAGUGCAUUAUGGUACACUUGCUUGCCAGUGUGUCUUUGAUGCUUUAAACAAUGGUACAACCAUGAGGGAAUUCAGUUUGCAGGAAAGACCGCACAGUGAGUGCCCACUACUAAAGGAGUGUUUGAUAGGACCGACUGGAAAUCACUCCUGCAAAGGAAGCAGGUCUCCGCUCUGGUGCUUUGUCGCUGCACCAUCUGGGCCGCUCAGUUCGUGAAGUGUUUUAACCGUGCUUUUUAGUGGGAUACAAACUCGAAAACUCAGAGUAAGCUUAAAUAAUUGUGUUCUCCUUUUUUCCUGAACAAGAUUCAUUUUCAUUUUUUCAUGUAACAAACAGCAGCACCUGCACACAUAAGGGUCCACGAUGUUCCUGCCAAAUAAACCUUAAAAGUCAAACUCCUUUGUGAUUCUGUGGUUGUUGCUAUAGUUACAGCAACUAAUGGUCAAGAUGGCAGUCUGUAAGUUCAGAUGAAUGAUGAGUGUGAUUAUGUUAAAGGGAUAUUCCGGCGUAUAAUUAAUUUGGGUCAAACACACUGUUACACCAAGUUAGACACCCCCUCCAGAGAUGAAUGUUGCCAACUGCUUGCUUCUCUAGUUAUACCAACUUUAGAAACAACUGAACGAUAAAAAUACACAGCGGUCUGAGGAGCCAUCAACUAACCUCAACCAAAACGCCACUCUAUCACCACAAAUAUUGCUCAGAACAGCACCUAACUUCAUCAACAGUACAUAUAGGGUCCUAGCCACAGCACUUGGCACCAAACAUCUUUUUAGCUUUGACUAAUUUCUUUAGCAAAGAAACUAAACACAACUCACCUACUCUAUUCCAGCAGCCGCUUGUUUGUAGCGAGACCUCAGGCCAGUCCCUUACGGACUACAGCGGGGUGACGCAGCUCAAGGAAGAACAUUUAUGAUCAUUACUUUAUCAUUUCCUUUAAGUAAUAAUCAUCAUAUUAAUCAUUUUGUACUGCAGACGCGGUAGUUCUUCUGCCUUAGCGUCUCGAUCUGAUUGCAUUUACAUGAAGAAAGGAUCAUAAAUGUUCUUCCUUGAGCUGCAUCACCCCCCUGUAAUUCGUAAUGGACUGGCCCGAGGUCUCACUACAAACAAGCUGCUUCAGGAAGAGAGUAGGUGAGUUGUGUUUAGUCUCUUUGCUCAAGAAAUUAGGGAAAGCUAAAUAGAUGUUUGGUGGCUGGUACUGUGGCUGUGACCCUAUAUGUCCUGUUGAUGAAGUUAGGUGCUGUUCUGAGCAUCAUUUGUGGCUAUAGAGUGGCGUUUUGGUUGAGGUUUGUUUAUGGCUCAUCAGACCACUAUGUAUUGCUAUUGUGCGGUCGUUACUAAAGUUGGUAAAACUAGAAAAGCAAGCGAUCAGCAACAUUCAUCUCUCAAGGUGGUGUCUAACUCAGUGUUUGACCCUAAAUUAAUUUUGCGCUGGAAUAUCCCUUUAAAAUACAUCCAUGUGGAGCAUACAUUUGCUUUAUAGUCCACCUCAAACAAAUAAAAAAGAUACUCAUGCAUUAUGUGCUGUUGACGUCACAUCUGUCCUUCUCUCCUCUGCAGAUCGACUGGCCCGCCCCGCAGGAUAAGAAGAGGGAGUGUGUUGCUAAGGGGAAGAACAACCAGGUAACGCUGAUUUGAGCUGACAGAGGGUCAGGGAUGUUAGGGGUACCUGCCUGGUUUCAGGGCACUCACAGUACUAGUUCUUCAGACUGUAGCGUAUAAGAGCAGCAUAACUCACUUCACUUUGUCGAGCCGGUCCACGGUUGCACACUGGAAAAAUUCCAGUCAUUACAUUAGCACACAGUGAAGUGCAUCUCCCAGACAAGGUUAGCAUCAGCAGCUUUUAAGGUGGUUCAAUUCUGGAAAUGGUAAAAAAGUAUACUGGGCAAAGCUUUACGACGGGGAGGAUUAGAUUUCUGAUGAAGAUCAUGAUGCCAAGGCUUAAUCUCUUUACAAAAUACAAUAAAUUAAAUGAAUAAAAUAGAGUAAAAUAUAUACUACCUAGGAAAUAUUAGGGCAUGUGUCCACUGACAGCGUUUUUCGUGCCAGCUGAGUCCAUGACCUCAUUUUCAAAGCGCUUCCUGGCAGCACUUACCGAUUGAAGGCUAUGAAAGUACUCCUGCAUUACUUCCACACCCCUUACUAAUGAUAGUUAAGUCGAUAUAAAAUGCUCUGUAUGCUCCAUAUUUGAUUUUAAGAAUAAGUUUAACUUUAUUUGUCGCUGAAAGGAAAUUCAAUUGUGUGUAGUCUCAUUUGUCAUGUCUCAAAAAGUUGAUUUCAUUGAAUGAAAUUUUAAGAAAACUUAUAAACAAUUGGUGGAAUUAGUGUCAUUGAAUCAGACGCAGAUUUUCUUUAAAAAUACCCCAUGUGGAAACAGGCCCUUAUUCGGCAAAGCUUUCAAUAAGAUAGUCAAGCAUCAUAAACUUUCUACAGCAGCUGUCUAGACAUAAUAAAAAUAUACUGCAAAGUUUAACUCAGCUUGGUUAAUUUAUUAUUUUAUAUCCAUGUGAGAAGGACUGGAGGGGACUGAGGUGAUCGAAUUAAAGAAGUUUGUGAAAAAAAACUCUAAAAUAAGUUAAAGAAUAAUUAGAGUAGUGAUCAAUAACCGACCAAAACAGCUCAAAGUGGGCUACAUAAGUUUCUCUUAACAUUAUCAGUUUGGAUUAGUUAUUUUCAGAGUUUGUUUUUAUUAUAAAGGUUACUUUUUUUAAUCUCUUGAUUAUACCCCAUGUGGAAACAGGCCCUUAUUCGGCAAAGCUUUCAAUAAGAUAGUCAAGCAUCAUAAACUUUCUACAGCAGCUGUCUAGACAUAAUGAAAAUAUACUGCACAGUUUAACUCAGCUUGGAUAAUUAAUUAUUUUUUAUUUGUGUGAGAAGGACUGGAGGGGACUGAGGUGAUCGAAUUAAAGAAUUUUGUGAAAAAAAACUCUAAAACAAGUCAAAGAAUAAUUAGAGUAGUGAUCAAUAACCGACCAAAACAGCUCAAAGUACACAUUUUUUUUAACAUUAUCAAUACAUAUGAUCAGUUUGGAUUAGUUAAUUUCAGAGUUUGUUUUUAUCAUAAAAGUUACUUUUUAAAAUCUCUUGACAGCACUUUCAGGUUAUUUUCUUUUCAUUAAACAGAAAACUUUUAACGCCUACCUUAAAUGGCGCAGGGAACGCUAAUCUGGAGGUCGCUGGUGGCAUACAAAACAAACUACCUGCUUUUGUAUGCUAGCAUCUUAAUCUCAGGUAGAAACUUUCCCUUUAAUGAGCGCGUUUACUCUCUUCAUUGAUCUACAAGGCGGGAAACACACUCCGAGAAUCAGACUUGCAUCAGACUCUGAAAUAAAAUCAUAGAUCUCACCAUCCAACCAGUCAUACCGGACUCGAGAUUCAACAUCAGACAGAAAAAGAAAAAAAACUAAUAUCUCCAGUUCUUUCUAUCAGUGAUGCCGCAUUAGUACACACAGAUAGUUAAUUGGUCUCAGCUCAACAUGUAACUCACAGUUAGAGCUUCUCACUGGGUGCAUAAUGUGCGUUUGUAAGAAGUCCUCUUUAAUAUUUUAUAGAAACACACAGUGCUUUUGGAAAAGGGGCUAAAAAUCUUCUUAUUGAGCAACAGGGUUGUUAAAAUAAACGAGAAAUAGCCCGCUGGAGUGCAGAAACAUCUCCGAAAAAUAAGAAAUUAGCUAUACCGCGGCUGCGAAAGUACUCCCAUGUUUCUAAAAUACUUCAUACUUUUAAUACUUUCUGUUUCUGUUGUGCUCCUUACGUUCAGUAUGGAGCGUUAUGGCUUGUGUUUGAACAGAACACUUAGAGAGAUGCACUUAUUUUUCACGGCUCCUCAAAUAGCUGUGAGUGCUCAAACAUUUACGGUUAUAUAUAUAUAUAUGACAGGAGUUGACUUAAUGUGCAAGAAUAAGCACAUGUUGUUUACACUGCCUGCAGUUAGAUUUAAUGAUUAGUCUUUUUCUGUGAUGUUAGAGUCGUGGGCUUGAUAGAGGCCCGUCUGCCAGACAUAUCUCAUCCUGAUUAUCCCCUCUGAUUGCUGGAGCUGUAAAAAUGCAUUUAAAAAUAAAAUCAGUCUUUUUCUUUUUUACCAGACGUGAGAUACAGAUAUUGUUUUCGCUGCUGAAACAUCAACUGGAUGCACUGAAUUAUUCAUUCCUCAAGCAUCAUGUGUGAGCAUCUGUUUCCAAUUCCAUUCAAAGAGCUUUAUUGUUCAUCACUGCGCAGGCAUUAAAGGCCACUUCCCAUAAAACACUGCAUAUAUUACACUGUUAAUUACGCACAUAUCCUUUGAAUGGAAACAAUCUGUCGCUUUCUGGUCGAGUUGAAAGGUUAUUGAGAUAAUGUGGUCGCAUCAACAACUUAUCAAUUAAAUAGGACGCUUGUAUAACAGUGAUACACAGCCAAAUACCCUCACUCUGAUGUCAAACAGGUUUAAUAAACUGUCUUAUCAUCUUGCAUAAUCUAGCGUCGAGGUUAUGACGUUUUAGGGUGAAUGAGGGUUUUAAAAAAAGGUCCCAUUGGAGCAUUAGAGUAAAUCUGCGUUUCGGCGAAUGUUCGAGAACACUGAGAGCCUCCCUGAUGAAAAAUAAAUUGCGCAUAAUAGUGAGACAGAGCCGCAGACGAUUGGUGGGGCUCUUUUUAAGCCUGAGGUGACCUUGUUCUGUGCUGGAGUGGACUGAAGGUUAGACGGCAGUAAUCAGCAAACACUUGCAGCAGCCAGCUCUGUGAAGAAGCGCCGGUAAUACACAAUAAUGCUGGGACUAAUUGGGAUGCUUAUUUUGCAAGCAAACAACAGACUCUGAACAAAAUAUACCUGCUUAAAAAAAUCUGGUGCUAUCUCAAGGUGACUACAAACUGAAUGGGUCCGUUUUCAGGUUUCAAUGGGGAGAACUUUUUAAACAUUUAUCACAAAAUUAACAUCAUGUUGUAAAGAAGGAGACUGAAAACUAACAGAAAAGCAGUAAACUUGCUUGGAAACCAGUGAGAAAUUGGUCAUUUUCUCUUCAUCUGUGGUAAAAUCAAUCAUAUUCCCACCAAACAUGAGUGUGUUUUAGGUUGAUACUCUUAUUAGUAUCUACAAUCUGUAAAAUAUGACCUUUUUUUGUCACUUUCUGAUUAGAAAGUUAAGGUACUGAAACUUUUGUACAGAUUUUUAUCUGAUCAUCAAGCACAGAGCAGUGAAUUGAUAUCAGUUCAUCAGAGUUGUCAAACGCAGCAGUGAAAACGUGAUUACGAUAUUCAAGCUUCCCACCUUGAGAUGAACUUUCCGUUAAGAAAUAAACUCCAAAUUAAAUAGACAAGAGUAUUCUAACAAUUUCUCUCCUCUCUCUUUCAGACUGAGUGUUUCAACUACAUCCGUUUCCUCCAGAGCUACAACCACACACACCUCUACACCUGCGGCACCUUUGCCUUCCAGCCUAAAUGCACCUACGUGGUAUGUCUUUGCGUGCGUGUGUGUGAAUGUUUACCCCGACGAUGACUCAUCGCCUGGCAGGGCUGACAGGUGUUAACGUGAGAUGUCUGCUUUGUGACCUCAGGCUGAAACCUGUGUUGUGAAAAAUAAGUAUAAAAAAACCUGAAGUAUCUCCUGCUGGGUAACCUGAACAUGCGAACGCUGCUUCUUGUUGACAUAGACGUGACGCUGAUGUGACAGGACAGCGAGACGAGGGCGCCGUAAUGGACAGAGCGAGCUCGCAGCUGUGUCACGUAGGUCGUGAUGCACGCUGACCGUGAACCCUCUGUGUUGUGUGUUUGUGUGCUUGCAGAACGCGGACUUUUUCACCCUCAACACUGCGGCUCUGGAAGAUGGCAAGGGUAAAUGCCCGUAUGACCCUGCCAAGGGGCACACUGGCCUGAUAGUGGGUGAGUAAAAGUGCACGCACGUUAGCCUUAUGUGAAUGCAUGUUAACACUUAUUUACAAAUGGUAAGCAGAUAGUUUAUAAAUGUUUAAUCAUAUGUUUAAAUAGCAUAUAGACCAUUAAUAAAUUGUAAAUUUUACCAUUUUAAAAACGUAUCCCUAACUUUACAAUAACCAUCUAGGUAAUAUUCAUAGAUAGUUUAAAUACAAAUAUUAACCAUUUACAAAGUGCUAUUGACACACAUUCUAAUCUAGAUGUUUUACAACCAAUAUUUAAAACCUAUAUAAACCUUUAAUAAAUAGUCCAUUAAUAAGUAAAUAUUAAAUUAUUAAUCAUAAUUUCAUUGCUUGUUAAUGGUAAAGUAAAUAUUAACUUAAAUUAAUAAACUAUCUAUUUGCUAUUUAUAAUUUGUCUAUAUGCUGUUUUUAAAUGAUUAUUAAACAUUAAUAAACUAUUUAACAUUUAUAGAUUAUGGUUAUUGUUAAGUGUUGCCAAAUGCAUUCACAUUUUUAACAUGUUUGUUUCUUAAUUAGUGAUUUUAAAGAGUAACACUUUACAAUAACCAUAAUUUAUAAGUGGCAAAUAGAUAGUUUAUGAAUGUAAGUUAAUAGCUACUUUACCAUCAACAAGCAAUGAAAUUAUGAUUAAUAACUUUAAUUAUUAAAGGUUUAUAUAGGGUUUAAACAUUGGUUGUAAAACAUCUGAUUAAAAUGUGUGUCAGCAGCACUUUGUAAAUGGUUAAUAUUUGGUUUUUAAACCAUCUAUAAACAUUACUUAGAUGGUGAUUGUAAAGUUAGGGUUAGGUUUUUAAAAUUGUAAAAUUUACAAUUUAAUGGUCUAUAUGCUAUUUAUAAAUGAUGAUUAAACAUUAAUAAACUAUCUGCCUACCAUUUAUAAAUGGUCUAUUUACUAUUCAUAAUUUAUGUUUAUUGUAAAGUGUUACCUUUUAGAGUGUUUCAGAACAGGUACAACAGGUACAUUUUCGUUUUAUCUCAUACCAAAAGUGCAUGAUUAGUCCUGAGUUAGAAGCCCAUUGCCAUUCGUAUCAACACCAAGCACACAGUCAGCCCCUGUUGUUCCAUCUCAGCAGUCUUUAUACUGAAGAGAACAUCAGUGUGUUAUUUUACAGCUCCAGCAGAAGCAUAAAAACGUCCAUCAAAUCUCUACAAAAUGCUCCUGCAGCAUUUCCCAUCUGUUUUGUAGCCACCCGAAUGCACUGAGAGUCCAGAAGUACAAUUAAACUUUGCAUGCUGCAUUCACUUCAGCGUGCACAGCCUCGCUGAACCCAUAGGCACCCAUUCUCUGCGCUCUUUUGUGCCUCCCAGCUGAACCACUGACCUUCUCUCAUUGUGAGCUUGUAUAAUGGUGGCUGAAAAACAGACCUGGACUAAAGCUUGCAUUUUGUUUGUAUAGAUAAGGAGCUAUACUCAGCAACACUCAACAACUUCCUGGGUACAGAGCCAGUCAUACUGAGGAAUCUGGGCCAGCAGCACUACAGCAUGAAGAGUGAAUACUUGCCUGCCUGGCUCAAUGGUGAGUGAGAAAAGACGAGACAAUGGGAAGAGAGAAAGAAAUGGCGAAGUUGCCAGCUGAAAAAAAGUAAGACAGGGUGAAAAGUAAAGUGGAAGAAAAGAUUAUUGUAAACAGUUUUCUGUAACCCUGGCAUGACUUUUGCUUGAAAAAUAAGGUCAGCAUUGCUCUUGUAAUGCAGAUUAGCUUAUUAAGUAUAAUAGAGCUGCACUGGAAUAGAAAAAAAGACAACUAAUUAAAAAGUUCUGUUUUCUUACUUGACCCUGUUGGCUGGUAACAUCAGAGAAAACACAGCAAAGAAGAUUAUCUGCACUUCUGCUGAAUCCUGGUUAUCAUAGUAUGUUUAUGGGCUUUAACAUUCACAUGGGAAGGCGACAGACAUGUUUUAAAGAACUUUUUGUUCAUAACUUCUGUACUGAAAUCAGAGCUAACUAAAUCUGUAUUUGCCAAGGUUAAGAUUUGGAGUUGUCAGAUUUUCCACAACACUGUAACAGACAAAAAAUAGAGCGUACACUGUGCAGAAAAUCCUGAUUAAACCAUCGAUGUCUUAUUUCUAGUAUCCAUAAAUGUCUUCCUGGACUAAAUAUAAGCCACACCUGCCUAACAAGAUCAAAUCAAAGAUAGUAUAAGCCAAAAAAUUGAGCUGAUUGCUUGUAAUGAGUAAGAAAAUCUCCCAGUGUGGCUUUAAAUAUUUACUUGUUGAUCGUCUGAUUCAAGAAAAAUUAAAUCUUAUUUCAAGAGACUAUAGAGGUACUUCAUUUCAAGACUUUCUAUUACCUGUAAAAAGCUAUUUCAUGUCUUCAGAUAAGAUGUGUUACUGGCUGCAGCCCCGAUUAAGUCACAUGAUAAUAGACAAAAACACUCCCUUAGUGGUUGAUCAUGCCAGGAUCUUUUUAACUGAGGAACAUGCAAAAGAACAACAGAGAGAGAAAGGAGUUCCCGGAAGUGAAGCUGCAGCAAAGGAUCAUUAUCGUCUGGGGAGGAGGUGUUGAAAGGAGCGGACGGGCAGGAGAGAAAAGGAUGAAGUCACUGCGAGAAAAUGGGCGAUGAGAGAGCAGACAUUAGGAUUAGUGAUAGAAAGAUAGAGGUGGAGGAACAUACAGAUGAGGCUGAGGUUUGGACCCACAAGUCUGUUUAUUAUUCAUGCUGACACUGGGAUUUUAUUAAAAACUAGAACUAGAUGAAUGGAUCUGGUAGCCUCUCAUUAAUUUUACCAGCUUCUGGCCAGCCUUAAAAUGUUAAUUGGCCUGAUUUGAGGAGAGUUACAGUGUCCUGUGAUGACUUAAACUGCUGCUUCAGAGGCCUCAUGCUGGAAAUAACAGCCCAUCCUGGGAAAAACAUAUUAUUUUGAUUGUUAAAAAAAUAGGUUUCCUUCAAAAUUGUCGAAAUAGUAGCCUUGAGCAGCCUUACCAGAAAAAAAAACUGUUGCAUUUGCUCUCAUAUAAAACACAUCAUUCACAACCUAAUGAGGACUGGAUAUGGAGGGAGACGGAGAAAUUCAUGCAGGAUGGAGGGAAGUGAGAAACCUAAAAUGGGCUGCUAAUGGGAAGCGCUGAAGAGACAGAGAGCGAGAAAUGACUGGAGGAGAGAUGAGGCCAAGGAGAGAAAGAUGAUAGAAAAUAGAUGGAGAGGUGAGAAUGGGCGGCGGGGAAUGAGAUGGAGGUGUCAGGCUUGUGUUUGUGUGUAUGUGCUGUGAUUCAGUCCAAAGGCUCGUACAGCCCCAGACUGUCUCUUUGUGAUGUAUGUCUUUACCAUUGUGAGUAAAUACUCUCUCUGAUAAGGCUCCUCUGUAUGUGUUGUGUGCCUUUAUGUGUACAGAGCCGGACUUUGUGGGUUCAGCCUUGGUGAGGGAGAGCAGCGGCAGCAAAGAAGGAGACGACGACAAGAUCUACUUCUUCUUCAGCGAGCGAGCGCUGGAGCUGGAGUGCGACACUGAGCUCACUGUGGCUCGAGUGGCUCGCGUCUGCAAGGUAAAACCUCCAACAGGUUGUAAGGAUGCCUAGCCCAUGUUCACUUUUAAAAAUGGAAGGUCCAAGCUUUAUUGGUCGCAGAUCUGGGUUACAGCUUAUCAUGCCACAAGUGUAAUAAAGACUGGUCUGAGAUUGUUCAAGUAUAUAUAGUCGUCCACGUUUCCAAACAUUCUGCUUGCAUCUUGUUGACCUGAAGGAGAGUCCAUGUAGGGUGAUAACAAAGCACAGCAUAUUUCGGGAGCCUGGGUGAUGUUAAACAUGGGUUCAAGGUCUUGUUGAGGAUAGUUGUUGGAGGCUGACAUGACUGGCUAAAGAAAAUCACCCUAACACAGGUGAUAAUGGAAAACCCCAACAACUAAAAGUCUGGUGUUGUGGUGCAUCUGCAGAAAUGGAUUAGGUCUCACACUAUUUGAAACAAGAACUGCAUUUACAUGGGCACAAAUAAUAAUAAAUGUCCAAUCUGAAUAAAAAUGCAUCAUGUGAACAUGUCAAUCAGAAGAUUCCGAUCAAAUUCGACUCAAUUGGAAAGAAAUUGUAUUCCGAUUAUGCCGAUCGCUAUUCCGAAAUACGUCUAUGUAAACAUUUAUUCCGAUCGUGACUCUCUUACCUGACUUGAUCUUCACUCCAGUACAGGAGGUUUCAUUAUUAACACUCUGGCAUAGAACACAACCACAUCUGCUCCUUCAGUAACAUAACAAGGCGUACAUACAGCGUAAUGAUGUCACAUCAGCAACCUUUGACAGUACAGUAAAAUAAGUACGCAAGGGCGCCAUCUAGUGACGACAUUUAACAGGGGGAAAACUCCUGAGUUGGAUAAAGUGAGCCACUACAGUGUUUGUUGAUUUGUUGACAGCACAGGCGUAAAUACAACUCUUCUUCUUCUGCGGUUGUUUUAGCGAAAUCAGACAACUCUGCUCAUGUCCAAAUGCGUCUAAUAUCAUGAUCGGAUUAUUUGAUUUUGCACCCCUAUAAACCGUGGAUUCAGAUUAUCCGAUCCCUUAAAUUUUAAAUCGGAUCAAGAAAUUUUGCACAUGUAAACAAGGCUAAUAAUCAGUCUGAAAGUGAAUAUUCAGGCGCUCACAUGCACAGAUUUCCCAUCCCAAAACUAAUUUUCACAACAAAAUCAUAGUUUCUGCAUGCUUGGUCUGCACCCAGCUGUUUUCUGCUUUCUCCAGCUGUUUUGGCAGCUGCUGAACAGUUAAUGCUUAUGUGAGACAGCAGUUGGUAACAGUUUGGGGCUUAUAGACUCCAACAGGAGAUUCCCAUAUAAGGGGGUAAUCAGCAGAGUUGUUUCACAGCUAUAUAUAUAAAGUAAACUGUUGAGGCUGGUAUAUCAAACGCGAUACAGCCCUAACUUUAAAAGCUAAGUAAACAGGAUGAAGCUCUCUUUUCAGCUAGGCUUUUACCGUUUUUGUGUUUUUUUUAUGUAGAGGAUGUGAACUGCUCAAAUUGGGAGACUAACAAAAGAAGCGCCGCUCGUUUAGACAAAGACAUGCCAGAUUUCAAAGCUCAAAACAGCAUAAAUGCUUCUUUAAUCUGUUAUUUUCGGGUGUAUUUCAGGCUGUCACUACGUCAGACUUUCACCUCACAUUUAUCAAGGACUCCUGAUUAUAAUAUUUGUGUAAAGACACAAAACUUUUGGAGGUUGCUUUAUAAUCUUUACUCCUUUAAUGCCUGAAACCACAAAUUAUGGCCAGAAAAUUCAAUUUUUUUAGAGCUAAAAUGUUUAUUUUACUCACUACUAAAAAAACAAAAAAAUCAAAAUGUCCUUAAAAUUUAACAAAGAUAUAUAUUUACCUCGUUUGAUACAUCAGAGGACAUUUUUAUAAUUUAUCAGCCUGUAUGCAGGUGUUUUUUUUUUGUAAUUUGUUGAUCAUAUUGAUUUGAUAGAAGUAUUAUUAAAGUAUAUAUCAAAUAUGAUACAAAAGGCAUUAAAGGGUUACUCACAUGUUUAUUUUUAAUUAUGUUUGAAGUCGUUUUACCUGCUUCGUUUCAUGGCAACCAGCAUUAAAACUCCUACUACCUUCUACUUAAAGGCAUCAUUAGAAACAGAUGGUGACAUAUAGGUUAAUUGUGUUUAUUAUUAGGGUUUAUGAAGUUAUGUGUUGCACUGACAGAUUGUGUUGUCGUAUGUUUUCCAUACAUAUCAGGAUAAUAUCUUUAUAAUGGCCACAACAGUCCUGGUAUCAUGACGGCACUAAAUCAGACUAAUUUAGGAUAAUCUUACAUUUCUUUGCCAAGUUUGAGUCGACAGGAUCUGCUUCAAAAAUGUCUCUAUUUAUACCAGAAUGAAGCUGAAGGAAGGAGGCGGCGGUUUAAAAAUGAAAUUUUUAUCUAGUGAUUUAAUUUUGCACCAAAAUAUAGACAACUUAAUUUCAGUGGAACAACCGUUUUAAUUAAGAUGUGCUGUGUGAAGAUUUGUAAAUUGACAAGGAGUUAUUUGGUAAUUAAUGCAUCAUUUGCUUGAUAAAUUGCCUCGCUGGGAUAACUAAUUAAAAAUGAUGUACCACAGAGAUCAUGGCCUGAUGUCAGUGGUUCUUCUCGCCGCUGAAAGGAGCAUUAUCCAGCGAGACAUGUGAGAGGUGUUCCUUUUAUUUGGAUCUCAGUUACUUUCAGUUUGCGUCAAAAGAGGUUAAGAGUCGACUCACGGUUGCAUCUGCAUCUGUAGUUACGGUAACCUUUAAACCGAGCUAAACAAAGACAGAUUGUUAACAGUCUGAGGACACAUGUAUAAUUAAGUGCAAAAUAUCUGCUCAGUUUUAUGGGAAGUGCCCUUUAAUGUUGGCGCUGAGAUGAACAAUAAAGCUCUUUGAAUGAAAUUAGAGACAGAUGCUCACACAUGAUGCUUCCCAGAGCGGUGAAUAAUUUAGCCUGUCCUGCUGAUAUUGCUACUGCAACAGAAGUGAAAUGUGGAAAUCUUACUGCUGUAAUAUGAGCAUUUGCAUUUUUUAAUCCCUUUUUACAGCUUCUGCAAUUACUGAGGAUAAUAGCAAUGAGACAUAUCUGGCAGACAGGCCACUUUUGAGCCCACAGAGUACUGUAUGAAAGCACUUCUCAUCAAUCUGUAAAGUAUAAUGCAAUGUUUAUCGCUUUAUUCAGUAUUACUAUUAUUGUUAUUCUGCGUUUCAAUGGAACCCUUCAACGUUUCAGGGUCUCGAUGCUCUCUAAGAGGCUUAUGCCAACAUGACAACAGUUCAGUCAGCUCUGCUCACAUGGAACAAGUUUACCAUUAUGUUUAUACAGAGUUUGUACAGAGAUGUCAUUUCACAUCCAAGAGGUGAAUCCGGGGCUAAUGAAAUGCGAUACAAGAAGCAGAGCAACAAAAGAGGAGCGUGAACCGAGGGUUGUUAGUUUAAAGAGGGUUAUAACACCAUAGAUUAAGAGAUAAACUUCUGCUGCCUGUUUUAUCUCCAACUGCAGAACAGUAGUGUGGUCAGAAGUGUGCGUUUAAGCAUCUUUGCUGUCAUGGUGAGCGGAUCGAACCCAAGUAAGACAUUAUAAUGUGAAGCAAAAUAGUCUAUCGUCAUCAUAACUUCAAUUAUCAUGCAAAGUUUGUAAAAGUCUUAUCCUAUAAUGGUGAGUAUAGAAGCAGCAAAGGUAAAGUGACCAGACGUCCCUGAUUUAUGGUGACAGUUCCGUUUUGGAUGACCUGUCCCUGAUUUAAGCGUUUCAUGAAUGAGAAAAAAAUGUUGCAUGUAGACUAGAACAACAGUUAUUACGGUAGCCAAGUAGGUAGGAAGCGCAAGUAAGCAUGUUGUACACAGUCCUGAACAACCAUUUUUACGGGGGGCGUGCACUGCUACUAAGCAGUACGGAGUACAAAAUAAAGGGCCUGAAAUCACAUUUUGCUUAACACCCCCCACCCCGUGGAUGUCCCCGGAUUUCAUUACAGAAAUCUGGUCACCUAUAGCAUGUCAAGUCCAGGAGAGACUUGACCCUACAUGGCGUAGACCCUGAAACCACAAGGCCAACCGCCGCCCCGUCCUGCUUUAUUAACAAUCAUAUAAUGUGAAUAAAAAUGUAAAUGGAGGUUGUUUCUUCAGUCAUCUGGUCUGACAAACACCCCCUCAUUAAACAGUUACAUUAGUAAAACUGAGUCUUGUUUGAUUUGAUAGAAAGCAGCAUCAGUGUCGUUUUUAGUUUCUUUUACAGCCAGUUAAGAAACUCAUCACAGAGGCUGUAAAUUGGGACAAAAUUUAAGGUAUUAAUUCCAACUCUUGCUGCCUGUUGCUCGGAGUCAUUUCAAAUCUUAAUAUGCCAAGCAGGGGUUCACUUCAUUAAAUUCCUGAAGGGAAGCUGAGGGUCGCCUUUGGCCAUGUGAAAUACUCCUCUUGAUUAAAAACAUGUGUCCAGAAUUGGAAGUCCACAAAUAAGUCUGAUUGCUUCUUGAAAACACUUAAAGAUGUACAAACUCUCACCUCCCCAAAAAGUCCAAUCUUAGUGUACUGGUGCUGAAUUCAAGUAACACAAUUAGCAUCUAAACUUAAAGUCCCACUCACUCAAAUUCAGCACAAAAAAAUGUAAUGUUUUAUUCUCAUGCAUAAGAAGUUUGGCCAUAAUUAAAAAAAUAUCUUUUAGGCAUUUGGGCAAGGGGAGUGAUAGACCCUGUUUUUUUAUCUUUAAGACAAGUAAACUUGUGCAUCAUCAGCAAAGCAGUGAAAUGGCACAUUAUGUCCAUGGAAAACAGACCUCCUGAAGUGAUACACAGCUGAACGGUAGUUUGGUUUGACAAAAAUGAUUCCAGAGAGUGUAGUUCAAUCCGUGAUUCUUUCACCAAGUGAUUCAGGCGUCGGUACAUGUGGUCCCUCGUUCACCAGCUGCUGGCCCACAAUGCUGUUUCUCACUUAAGCUCAACUGAAGUGAGACAUGAACGAAUCACUCGAGAAAGUGAUUUGGUUCAGUACAUUCACUUAAAAGAUUCGGUUCGUUUGGAGGAAUCGUUCAUGAACAACACAACACUACCCAAAACGACAACUGAGGGCCACCAUAGAAAGAGGUGAAGAAGAACGAAAUCAAGAUUAUAACAAUAAUAGCUGACCCUCAGAUCUAUCAAUGAGUCCUCAUGUUUAUUAGUUGAUUGAUUAAUAUGACUAUAUUUUCAGACCUAAAGUUUAUCUCAUUGACAACUUAGAAAACGUGAUACAAAUAUACAUACAACAUUUCUACACCAAACAGCAUAUUCAGAGGCUAUCGGUGUUCUGUGGAUCUUGGGUCAAGCUCCAUUUUUAAUUUUAGGACUGAAUGGUGUGUAAAAGUCUGACCCUUUAAAAACAUGUGACCCUGUAUCUCAGAUCUGAUACUGAUGGUUUAUAUUAGCCGUUUAGAGCAUGGUUAGAUCAGAGACAAUGUUGGCCAGUGUGACUCAUGGAGUCUCUAGAGUGGCUGACCUUUAGUUUUGGAGCACUUUCACAUGGUGGCACAGUUCAGACUUUAAUACGGCAGCGACACACUUGUGCCAUGUGUUGUUAACCCAGAACUUCAAACAACCUCUGUGUUGUCCUUGUGCAGAUGAAUUCACUUGGGUCUUUCCGGGACACCAAAGGUUGAUCGUAUGCUGAGUUAUUUAUACAACGCUCGUCCUCUGUUCUUCCUCAGGGAGAUCUGGGUGGUACCAGGACCCUGCAAAAGAAGUGGACCACUUUCCAGAAAGCUCGCCUGGUGUGCUCCCUCCCAGAGCGCCACGUCUCCUUCAACAACCUGAGGGCCGUUUUCACGCUGCCGGGUCAGGACUGGAGGGGAACUACCUUCUACGGCAUCUUCCAUGCCCAGUGGUGAGUCAGAGCGGCCACUGAUGGAGACAUGUAGGAACUGCAGAUACAGCUUGGUGUCAAAACUGGACUCAGAUAAAUGCUGGUUAAUUACCGCGUGUGUGGUAUUAAGUCUGUCAGAUACUCUUCAUUUCAUUAAAAUCCUGGGUCAGCCAGUCACUCAGAUAUGAUAGCUCUAAUUAUGCACUCAAUGUGUUCAGGUAUCUACGGUUUAAUUGGGCCUCUAAGUGACCAUAAUGUGAGUGAUUUAAAGUGGAUAAAACUAAAGAGCACUUGAAUAUGUUUUAUUGGUUUUAUUAGUGGUUUAAUGUCACAUGAGCUUAAUGUUGUUUCCGUUAUUAGUGAACUAAUUUGCUAAACAGAGUCAAGAUGAUUAAAUUAGGCCCUUAGCUACGGACAUUAAUAAGAAGAGGACAAUUUUCCAUUAGAAGUCUCAAGCUUUAUAGAAACAUUUCAUCAUCUGCGUUAAAGUCACUGCUGGAUCACAUUAUUUAUAAUAAUCCCAUUACUUGUUACAUCUUCCAAUUUAAGUGUCAUGAGUAAACAAGCGUGCGUCUUUUCAGCAGAAAUUCAUCACACCACAUUUUCAGGCAUCAAAUGGCCUUUGUGAGACUGAUCGGGGAAAACAAACUCUGUCGAAACACUUUGUUGUCGCCACUUUGUUUUAAGCUCAGUAACACAAGCGUGGGGAAAACAAACUUUUCCCAAUGAGGUUAACAUAAAAGAAAACUAAAUAUACAGUAGAUGUGAUAUUUAAUCUACAAAUGAGUUGUUAAAAAGGUCAUGACUAUAUUACCUUUUCAGACAACUGAUUGUUUUGUAAUUAGAGGAAUUAAGAUUGGCAUUUGCGUGACUGCUGCAUCACUGUUAUAUGUUAAUGAGUUAAUUAUCAACAAAGCUGGCGAGCGGGGGCAGGAGGUUUUCUUUAGGAGGAAAGUUGGAGACCGUCUCUGUCUUUGUGAAAUGCCCUUUGAAGUGAGUCUUUUGUGCUCUUCAAUAAGAUAUCCUAUCACAAAGUGAAGCUGCUUUGAACUUCAAGCUUUGUUUCUUCAUUCAGCGUUCCUACUGUCUGUGGAAAAAAAAAAGUUUAAUCCUUUCUCUCUGUGUGACUGGCUGGGGAUUCCUCAAAGCCCCCUGGCUUUGAUAGAGAUAACAUUAAGAUAAUUGGACAUUAUGUAAAUGAUGACUGGGAGUUGGAGCCAUAAUCUGACUGAAUAGGCAAGCUUUAAACUUGCUAAGGCAUCGGUGCUGUCCUUUGGUUUUUUUAUAUUCACCUUAACACCAAGGGAACUGCUGCACAUUAACAGUGCUGAUCCAGGCGUUUUAAAACUACCUCUUCUAGCUGGUUUAAAGAGCAGUACUCUGUGAAGAGGUGUGAUCCUAAGAGUUUAAAAACACACAUCAAGUCAAAUCAACCUGAAAAUCCCAGUUUUGAGAAAUAAAACCAAUGCAGUUCCUUAAGUGUCCACUAGAGGCUGGUUUGAAAAGCACAAAAACCACAUACACACCCAUUCAUGAGCAGAGGUGCAAAUACUUACACUAAAGUGUGUCGGAGGAAUCCAAACAUUAGACUGCAGGUUGCUCUGAGCAGCUUGUUCAGAAAGUUUAGUGAAAGAAAUACCGUGCUCUGUCCUUUGGUAGUAUGGAUUUUCUUUGUGUUCCCCUCCUAAACUUUCCAGGUCAGAUUCAGAGUCCAAAACAAAUGGCCAUUUUCCAUUAUAAACCAGUUAAUUCAAUCACUGCAACUGUGUCAUGUGGCAACAGUAGACAAGGCUUCUGGAGAGCUGACAAGCUUGAAGAAAUUAGGCCUGUAGAGGACCAUUUUUAAAAACUUGUCAUUUCAAACUAGGGUGACAAUACGUCCAAUAAGAGUUUUUGUCACGUGGACUUACUGAGUUCGAAGCGCGUAAAAGACACUUGAUCCCGAAAAACUCUCAAAAUUAACUUCACGCGACCUUGUGACUCUGCCUUGCGUUGUGAUGUCUUAUUUUUGGGGAGUCAGAAUAUGGUCGCCUUACUAUAUUAACCCAAACCAGUUAAUCUAGUGAAAUGGUGGUUUUGUAGUAUGGCAACAAUAGAUGAGGCUUCUUGAGAGCUGACAAAUUGGAAUAAAUCAGGCUGUCAGGGGAGCAUUAGUCCUCCCUCUUUUAGUAAAUUUAAAGCUCUUUAUUUUGAUGAAAAUUUCACCAAAUGAUUGCAAUAUGACUGUUUAUUCAGCUCUCCGCUACUUUCUCAUCAGCUCCCCGAGAAAAACGAACUUCUCAAAUGUUUUCCUCAUGCCUCAGGGUAAAAAAAGAAGGUCAUUUGUCACUAUAUGUUCUUGCAUUAAUUUGUCAGUGACUCGGUUUGGGAACUGGACCUAAAAGAGAUGUUUUCAGACUUGUGCAUUAGCCUGGAAAUCAAAUCUAUGUGCAAGAUGAGGAGAGCGAGAGUGAUUUAAUAUCGCCGGGUCAUGCAUCAAUACCCAAUUCCAUAUCCACUUGAAGUUGAAAUUCAGUCAGAAAAAAAAAAAAAAAGUUAUAUUGCGAAACCUCGACCUUACCAUUCAAUUAAAUGGGUUUCCUCAGUCACAGCCUCAACUGAUUGAUUUUAGGAGCUUAUCAAGAAAGUGUAUUACAUGUACAUCAAUUUGUUCAUCAUUUUUGCUUCGCCGCAGAAAAAGAAAUUUGGUUCGUUUCGCCCGAUAAUGGACAGUUCAGGCUGUCACAAAUUGAAGCUUUAUGAAAGAUAUUAAAAGAUUUAAUGUUGCUUAUUUCCCAUGCCUUUUACAUACAAAAUAUUUUUAUACUCUGCUAUAUUUGAAUAUAUCCCAUCCGUUUAGUAUCUCUUGUUUUCGUUUGUCAGUGUUGCUUCACUUUUGCAGCAUCUGGAAGAUUCACAUUUGGAUGAUUCGUAAUUCGUCUGACAGUUUUCACUGCCAGACAUCCCUUAUUUCUCACCUUGCUGCCAUGUUUCAGGGGUGACGUGGACGUGUCAGCGGUGUGUCAGUACCAAAUCAAUGAUGUGAAGAAGGUAUUCGAAGGAUCCUACAAAGAGUACAAGGAGGCAUCGCAAAGGUGGGCACGUUACACCGGAGCUGUCCCCAGCCCACGGCCUGGAUCGGUAAGAAAUGCAGGGACUCUGUGCUGGUAGAUAUGUGGCUGCAAUAUGUCUAGAAAACAAAAAAGAGGGGGGUUUCAUGCACCUUGUUGUGUGCAUAACAAGAAGAAAGAGCAGAGGAGGUUUGAUGAAAGAGGGAGGGAGGGAGGGGAGUCGUGGGUUACUGUAGCGAUGAAAAAGGGCAAAAGCUGGCAUGACACAAAGCUAAAAACGUAAUGAUCCAGGACGAAAGGAAAGGGAACAGAGACAAGGAUGUGAUGGCAGGCGGAGGUGAGAGCGAGUGAAAGAAAGAGGGAGAAAAGGAGAGAAAAGGAGGGAGGUAUAGGGAGGGAAGUCAUCUCGCAGCCAACUAGCCGUGCCAACCUGUGCCAGCUGCAGCUCAGAAGUUUCUUCCUCUCUAAUUUUCUUUUUCUCACUCUUCCUUUCAUCCUCUCCGUCAUUUCUGUCCUUCCUCCAUUUCCCCUAUGUUCACUCCCUCCUAUGUCACUCCAUCCCCCCCUCUCCUCUGCAGUGUAUAACAAGCACUGACAGGGAUAGCGGCUACAACAACUCUCUGCAGCUGCCUGACGCCACCCUCAACUUUGCCAAGAAGCACCCACUCAUGGACGAUAAAGCUCUGGCUCGCCCCCUGCUGCUCACCAAGGGUGUCAACUUCACAAAGCUGGCAGUGGAUCGAGUCAACGCCUUGGACCAGCGGGCGUACAACAUGCUCUUCAUUGGCACAGGUACAGAUAACAUACCGACUUCUGUCAUCACUGCAUUUAUGAUGUUAUUGGUCAGUAAAUCUUAAAAUACUGAAGCUGGAAUCAGUCUGUAGAAUUUAUGCAGUGACUUAUUUCUAAUUUUACAUUCAAGGUUUCUGGAUAUAAAUCAGCUUUUUUUUUCACCUUGAAAUUUAAUAAAUUCAAAAACAGAAUCAGAUUUGAAUGUUUGAAUGUCAUAAACUUAUUAAAGUUAUUAACUCCAAUUUCACCUGAACUAGUUUAAAUACUUGAGAUCAAGAAGUUUGUAGCUUCCAUUUGUUGUGUCAGAUACAAAAAGUACAAGACACUUAAAAGUAGUAAAGGUUUGAAACUUUUUAUCUUUUUUAAACUUUUUAGACAAAGACCAACUUGGUGAAUUUAGUUUAAAUACAAAUAAAUAAAAAAGUGGUGGAGUAACAGUAGAUGGAUGGAUGGAUGGAUGAAUAGUUCAUUAGAUUGAUGGAUGGAUUAUGGCUCAGUGGAUGGAUGUUUGUAUGGAUGGAUGAAUGGAUUGAUGGAUGAAUGAAUGGUUGGUGAAUUAAUCGAUAGAUGGGUGGUGGGUUAAUGAAUUUUAGAUGGAUGGAUAAAUGACAGACUGGAUGGAUGGAUGAAUCAGUUAUUGAAUGGGUAAUUGAUGGAUGGAUGGAUGGAUGGAUGAAUGGAUCAACUGAUGAAUUGGUAAUUGAUAGGUGGAUGGAUGGCUGGCUGGCUGGCUGGCUUGAUGGAUGGAUAAAUGGAUUGAUGGAUGGAUGGAUAAAUGGAUAAAUGAAUCAAUUGAUGAAUGGGUAAUGGAUGGAUGGAUGGAUGGAUGGAUGGCUGGGCGGCUGGCUGGCUUGAUGGAUGGAUAAAUGGAUAGAUGGACAGAUAGAUAAAUGGAUGAAAGGUUGAUGGACUGAUAAAUUUCAUAGUUUGACAGAUAAAUUGAUAUUUUAGUGAAGGUAUAAAAGGAUGGAUGAAUAAAUAAAUGAGUGGAUGAACAGAUAAACAAUGAUUUAAUGAUAUACUAAUUAAUAUAGGGUUAAAUGCAGAUGUGUGGAUGAUAAACAAGUGUAUAAAAGUAUGAACAUUUAAAGUAAAUUUAAUUUUAAAAUAAAAGUUUCAGAGGAGAGCACCUGCCUCUCCGGUUUAUAAACUGACAUCAGUUUGCAGAGUUGGGAAACAGGUAUUUUGAGCUCAGUUAGUCACCUCACUCUUAUAAGCCUGUAUUGUGCUUGCAGGAUUGUUGUAUUGGAUUGCAUUAUACAGUAUAUGGUGUUUCUAUUAUGUAUCCUGCUGCAGUGUGGUGUUCCCUCAAUAUGGCAGUGGAAAUAUAUCCCAAGUACUCACUCUUUCAUCAUAUUCCCCCAUUGUGGGUGAGUGUGCGUUCGAGUGUGUGCGCUGAGGGUGUUGAGGGGACUCGCACGCAGGGUUUAUUGAAGAGAUGAGAGAGAACAAGCCACAGCAGCAGACAGGGACAGGUACUGGCAUUAGGCAUGGUGGCUCAAAACAACCUGCCAUCUGGCCACACUUCACCUGGGUUUCAAUUAAGGACUUGAUUUGCAUGCUGAGAUCCAUCUUCAUGCAUCAAAGGAAACGCCUACUUAUGCGAGACUUAAUUAAUAUCUCUACUCAGUAGCCAUCGGGUCCAUAUGCAGGUGUCCCGUUCUGGCGCCGAUCUCGAGUCAGCUGGUCCUUCUGGAGCUCUAAACUUGAGUAACACGGAUCUGACAGUGGAUUUCAGGGAAUGUGAAUCUGAAUGCAGCUCAGCUCAUGAAUGGAAAGAGACUGCGCUGAUUACCAUUCAGAUCACUGCAGCGGCAAAGUGACUGUGGCAACUGUGACUGUGUGUGACAACAGCGGACUCAGGGCUCCUCUGCUGGCAGGCGGUGAGGCCAGCCCUGGACACACACACACGGACACACACACACACGGACACAGAAAGACACGCAUGGGGACACGCACACGAGAACCACACUCACAAAUUGAUUUAUGCACACGCAGAGAGUUGCACAGGCUUGCACUCCCUGAGCCAAGUGCAGUCAUCCCCGCUUGUCGUGCUUCACAGCACAAACUCAACAGGGCCCUUGGCAGACGGGCGUUCGUAGUGCCAAUUGGGCUGCGGGCUUGAUUAGCUAUUAGCUGCAGCGUAGUGACAGCUGAUGUGAAAAGAGAGAGAGAGAGAGGGAGCGCUUGUUGAGAUUGUUUUUCGAAAAACCAGUCUGCAGGAUUGAGGGAUUAGUCUGCACCGGCCCCUGACGCCGCGACAGACUGGUGUGAUGAUAUGCAGGCUGCUAGCUGGACUUGUGUUUGUGUAUUUGCACAUGCAUGUACUUACUUUUCUCAAGCCUAAUGUUAGCUAGCAGGUCAGAAUUUCCCAUCGUCCAAAGCAGUCCUCUCCAUCGAAAGAACCACUGUUCCCUCCAAAGGUACAUGCACAUACACACUACCCUGUACAUAUCAAGGUCACCCCACCAGCUGUGCCUUGAAUGCCUUUCAUCACAGGGGAUCUAAACUUGUUCACAAUGCCCUACAUGAAAGGAGCGCAGGAUCUCGUCUUCUCCUCCUCCAGGAGCAGCUCCCCGCACACCGCUCAGAAAAACGUCCUCAAAUGUCUCUGAUAAUAUUGCCUUUACCAGAGGUCUUUAAAGACCAGGAACAGCUUUCAGACUCUUUUAAAGUCACCUCUAGAUUGUUUCUUUCUAAGCUGGACCCAGCUCAUGCUGAUGUAAGUUUGUGAAGGAGAGUCGGCUUUUCUGUUCGACUCAGCUGGAGGGGAGUCUGAUAUUUAGUGCGGCACUCUGAGAGGCUAACGGAAGUUAUAGGCGACUGAAUCAGACUGUAACUUUGUACAUGUUGUCACCAGUUGUUCCUCUUGUGUAGAAAACUUCCUUUUUACUCAGAAAAGGUUUGAUCAGUCCAGCAGAAAAAAAAAAGCACAGAUCAAAUUAGACACAUUAAUUAAGUCCUCUGAAUUAGGUGUUCCAGUUUCAGGGCCUCGGCUAUUUGCAGACUGGCUCUCUGACCUGACUUUACUACCGGACCAUAAAUGCACUUAAUUAACAUUAGCACUAGCUGUUUUGUUUUAUGUUAGCUUUUCCUGCCAAGUCAAAAUUGAACAUCUGACCUCAUAAAGGCCAGUGCUCUCAGUUAAUUGUUGUCCAGCAUGGCAUAUAAGGUACAAACUUUUAGUCUGGAGACACACAGCCAGUGUUAAAACAUAUACACCUAUUCUAUAAAGCUCAUCUAUUCAGCAAGAAAACUAUAUAUUUACACUCUAGUGAAAAUUUGAGUUCAUGUUUAGUUGAUGGCAGAUUUCUAAACUUCUACCUUAAUACAACAGUGGUGUCAGGAGUCGGUGCAACAGUGAGUGCAUACUGGGUAAAAGCCUUCAAACCUUACAUACACAUGAUAAGAUGGAUCACGCGCAACUUGAGCAAGAUCAGACAGACUUUUUAAGAUUUGUGAAUCUUACUGGAUUAAAUUUUUUCUGGAUUUGGAUCAUGAGGACCUUCACCAGCGUCAGACUUUCAACAGGUUUCAGCUUUUUAAGAUUUGGAGCAGAAUUAACCGUCAACUUCUUACAGAUUAACUGUAACAGAAGAAAAGGAGGAGGUUAAAGGACUUGGUAGGUCAAACAGUACGACCACUAAUGGCCAUAACUGGGCCUCGAAACCACUGGUUGAGAGAAUUAAUCUUACAUCCAUGUUUAGUUCAGUUUAUGGGAACAACUGCUGUGGAGAAACAGACUGUAAUUUUCUGUAUCCUGAAGUAAACUUUCUGAAAAGCAGCUGAACAAAUUGACUUGAAGCUUGCGUGAUCAUUUCCAGCCUGUGUUUAAUAAUUAGAUGAAUCGUUUUAGCUUCAAAGGAGCGCGUUUGAUUUAUAAUCAAUUUUGAGCAUUAAUAUUUAAAUGAUCGUCUACGCAGUCACAGGUGCGUCUUUGUGAAUGUAUGAGUAUAUCAUUAAUACCUGAGUGAAAUACGGCGCUAUAACAGGUGUUUGUUUACAGUUCAUUAAUAUUUACACUCCCUGAUAUGGAGUCACAGGUGUGUGGGUUAAUUUAAGAUUUCACAUCUUUACUAUUCAGAUGAAGCAGUGUGUAGUCACAGGUGUGUGUGUGUGUAAAUAUUUUUAAUGUCAUAUCAAUGAUAUUCAGAUGAGCUGCUCUGCUGUCAGGUGUGUGUUUGGUGGAUAUUUUGUAUCUUGAGUGGGUUGAGUCGAGUGCUGAAGCUAUCUGUUUGAAGAUUUAUGUUUUUAUGCAUGCCGUGAAAAAUUGCCCCAAGGGCACGAAGAAAGUGUAUCUCACUGAAGUGAACUUGAAAGUUUGACUUUACAGAGCAGGAGCGAGGUGAACUGAAUCCUCUUCCUUCCUCUAUUUUUCAUGUGCGCUGCAGCCGAGGGCUGGCUGCAGAGAGUGGUGAUCCUGGGCUCCGAGGCCCACGUGAUCGAGGAGAUCCAGCUAUUUGAGAACGCACAGCCAGUGGACAGCCUGACCAUCUCCCACUCCAAGGUAAGACCAGGAGGAUAGGGUGUGAGGCGCUAAACUCCAGCACUUUAAUUCAUCAAGUGAGGAAAAUAUCUGCUGUUUAUGCCAAAUGGAUAGUUCAGAUUGAUCUUAAAUUGGAAACAUUAGUGAAAAACUACAUUAAAUCAGACAUUUAGAGUUUUAAAAUGUGGUUUCUUGCCCUACAGAGAUAUUUUCUAAAAGAUGCAUGAACUACUAACCCUGAUAGAAAGUUUUUCAUCAAAAACUGUGGAUAUCUUUUCUUUAAUUCAUCAGUUUUGAUCAGCUCAGCAUGUCAGAAACUGUCAGUGUGCCAUAUUUUUUUCUGCCUGAGGAUGCCAGCCAGCAGCUGCAACAUCCCUGGUUCAAACCCAGUACAAGAGCUCGAUCGCCCAACCCUCCCUUUUUCAUUUAAUGACAUUACUUUUUCAUGGCGCUAUCUGAUAAAGGCGUAAAAUGCCCUAAAAAAUUAAUUAAAAAGCUGGCAGGCAGUGAGAGGUGCCAGACUGCGAUAAUCAUUUCAAUACAGGAAGGAAAAUCACAGCCCUGUGCUUGCCUUGCACAUGAAAAAAUGACAGAAUUAGCCAUGUCAAGAAUGAAGAAAGUAGAGCUUAGGGGGGAGAAGCUCAAUUCCCACCUAUUUGCCCAAGCUCUAUUGUCCAGUAUUCUCAGUUCCAGAAAGUUUUUGUGGAGAUCUUCAGGAGGUUGAAACCCCUGCACUAACACUUUCUGGCAAAUUAUAUUCACUCUGAUUCAAAUUAAAUCCGGUUAUGUCAUGAUAAAAGAGAAAAAUCUCAGUAUUAUGUUAAAAUGUCAGUUGCUUUAUAUCUGUCAGGAUGAAAAACAUGUAAUCAGAUCAGAUGCAGAACAAACCUACCAGGAAAAAAAAAGACAUCUAACGAAGAGAGAGUGUAACUUGUGUUGUCGUUCUUUUGUUUGUCUCUUCCACUCUGUAAAGCUGAUCAUGAGUUUUCUUGAUAUUAAGCAGGUUCAUCAGCACCCUCUACUGCAUACUGCUGCCAUAUAACAACGAUUACUUGAUCUCAAUUUUACUAAAAGACAGUCAUAUACUGUAAAAUGCAUGUUUUACAGUUUUGUUGUGAAAAGAUGGGCUUUUACUUUGAAAGACAAAUCAUUUUUGACCCACAUGCUCAGGAAAUCUAUUGAACUUCUCUUUUGCAUAAACUUGUGACACCUAGACAUUUGUGAUGUUGUUUCUGCCAUCAUAACGUAACUCUUCCAUAUUCAAAAAUAACAAAAUCUUUAUAUAUAGAAGGUGUGUGUGCACUUUAAAGUUUCAUUGCUUGAAACAGUUUAAAGACACAAGUUCAUUUGCUACCAGGUGGCAACUUGCUGCAAAUGUGAAAGCAAGUUAAGUGCACUGAAAUUGGACGUUUAGCACCAGACUACCCUUACACUUUGAUUACAUCCAUUUGACUUAUAUAUUAUAUCAUAGUCAUCAUUGUUUUAACAGAAGGAAUACCAAAGUGGUGUGUUGGUCCACCUAACUUUCUCAUGAGUAAAUCAAUGAAGUUUGACUCAGAUAUUGUCUUUGAAGAUGAUUAUAUAUUGAUGAUUUGUGAUAUAUAGUCAAAUACAGUCUAGAUACAGGAGUUCCUGACCUCUUUAUCAUGGAGAUCAGGGCUCCUAAAGUCCUCCACAGUACAAAGUGAUGCAUUACAGUCCAAAAAUACAUCAAUUUUGGUGUUCUUACAAAAUAAGGGGAGAAACAUAAUGUACUUUCAGACCGGCAGAAGUUUCCCAACCACCCAGCAAAUUUGUGCAAAUUUAAUAUUGACAGCCUCACAGCAGACAAGGCCCCACAUCCUCCUGGGCCCAGACUCUAGGUCGGGAACCAGUGGUCUAGAUAAUGCAGUAAUAAAAACUACAGGCAGUAUUUUGAACUAAUAUGUGCAAUCAUCAUCAUCUUGAUCGUAUCUCAAUGAAAUAAACUAAUCAGAUGAAAGAACAACAUUGAAUGAAAAUUAUUUAAUGAUGUGACAUGUGAUGCCUGCUGAGGACGGCUUUUGAAUCAUGAAAAUGUGAUAGAUGACUUGUUGAUAUUUAAAAAUAGAAUCAAUACUUUUGACUGUGAAUUACUGUGUGAACUUUAAGGUAAGUGAACUCAUUUUUAUCCCGUCUGAGUUAUAACUUAAACUUGUUCUCUCCUGGUCAUACCUCACAGUAGCAGAGCUAAGGUCUUCUAUUGACUUGCUCUGCUGUUGCAUCAGUGUUUCAUUGGUAUUCAGUGGCAACACUGCAAGUUUGUCUUCUGCUGAUCUGUUAAUACUCUCUCUGACAGACACAAUCAUAGAUCUAUUGAAAACAGAGAGACAAACAUCACAGAGUCAUUUGCCCAGAGCCUGUCUACAGCUGUUUUUACCAACACUGGCCUUUUUCAGAUCAAGUGUCGCCUCAUGAAUCCAAAACCCUCUUCACAAUAACAGUAAUUACAAUCCUUCAACGCUGCAGGGAAUUGAACCUCUGCCCCCGUUGUUUUCUCAUUCUCCCUGACCCGUCAGCUCAGCCUGUGUGUAGACACUGGCCGUGUCCCUGCAGCUUGACAGCGGCCUCCAAUCGAUGCUGUUUUGACAGGGCGUUCCCAGCCCAAAGCCCACUGCUUAUCUCAUUAAUGCUGGCUUAGCCACGACCAGACAUUUUAUAACAGCUUUUCCGAAAAGAGCGUACCCCAGAUUGGAUUGGACGAGGGUCGGGGGGUGAAUGUUAUUGUAAUUGAGAGUGAUUAUCCCAUUAUCUCCUCUAACCCCUAACUGAGACACUCUCCCUCUCUCUCUCUGUUUAUCUUUCUUCUUGUUUUUUCAUCUCUCUGCUUUCCAUCUCUGCCUGAUGGCUGCAUCUGUUCUUUGUCUUCCUUCUUCUUCACUCUCUUUCUCUGCCGUUCUGCAGAAAUACUUAUACAUCGGAUCUCGCUCUGAGGUUCUCCAGCUGCCCUUGGCCAACUGCAGCCGCUAUCAGUCACAGCCAGACUGUCUGCUCGCACGGGACCCCUACUGCGCCUGGGACAGCGAGGGUCGAGCCUGCGUCCGCAUCGACCUUCACCGCGGGUGAGCCAUGCACCUAUAUACGCAUGCACCUAUGCAUUCCCAGAUCAUAAGGGUUUCUUUAAAGGCACAGUCAGGAGUUUUUAAAUAGCAGCAGCUUUAAGAAAGUGGAAAUUAUCAUAUAUUCAGGAUUUAUUGCAUGCAAACUAAAAAGUCCCAAGGAUUUUUCCAAUAAGCUUCGGUUAGAUGUUGAUUUCCCUUUUCCAUCAGGGCUGUGAACCUGCCCACAGCGCCAAAACUACGACUGAAUAGUUUAUGAUUCUAUUAUGCUCGAUUGUUUAGCCAACUCACCUGACUUGAGAGACAAGAAACACCUAAAUUAAACAUACAAGUCCGACUUAAAUAUUGUGCAUAUAGACGUUUCGAAGUUGGGAACUUUUCGUGGAUCUUCUAACAGUUUGCAAUACUUCAUUUGUGAGUUUUAUGAGCGAUAAGCCAAAAGCAUCCUUAAUUAAAAUAAUGAAGAAUAAAUGAGAGUGUACCUGUUUGAACUGAGUUAUAAAAAAAUAAGUUUCUCUGCAAUGUUCUAGUUAUUUUUCCGAGACUUGUCUGUAUUAUUUGCCCUUUCUCUCCACUUGACAAUGAAGCCUUUCAGUAGGAUAGAAACGGCGCCUUUAUUGCAGACGGUUUACCAGACUUUUACCCUGAAGGUGCUGAAAUAAAAUAAGAUCCUCCUGCUUUACAUGCUGAUUAACUCUCAGAAACAAAUAAAGGUGCAAAGUUUAAUAUAUAAGCCGAGAAGUGGAGGAAUAUGAAACAUCUUUGUCAUAAUAAUGUUGAUUAAAUUGUCAUAUUUGCAGGUUUUUUUGUGGCCAGGGUGUCAAAACUCUCCUGUCUCCUCUGCUAUAUUUGUUUUUUAAUGUGUUUUCUAUUGAUCCGGGCUGUUUGAGUGUUAUUAUAUUGCACAACAGAUUACACAUAGAGGAUCCAUUGUUUUCCCUGUGUGGAAACGUCCCUCCGUUCCAGUAAGAGACCAUUAACCACCUUCCGCUCUGCUCUCUGCCCUUUCCCCUCCAGCUCUACCUCCUCCUUGUCACAGGACCUCAUGCUGGAAAGGUUCAGUCGGGGGAAAGCCAAGUUCGAUAAGCCCGUCUCCAUCCCCAGCCCUGGUGAGUGCAGCGCCACACCUCAGCAGUGGCCCCUUGUGGGAAUUGAAUGCAAGUGCAGGGGCAAAUAUGUAGCAAGAAGGGAGACUUGAGCCUGACUGGGUGAAUACAUUUAGGCUGAGCUGUAUAAAUUGAAUUAAGUAGAGGAGAACUGGCAGGAAUAUAAUGAAUUGGAUUAAUAUGGAUGAAACUUAUCCCCCUCCUCUCCCCACUCGACUCUCUAACCUCUUUCUUUCCUCCUCCCUUUCUGCAGAGCACUCCCGUCUGAGAAACGUUACAGUGGUGGUGGGGUCUGACAUGGUUCUGCCCUGCCAGCUUGUCUCCAACCUGGCUCAGCCCUGCUGGGUCCUCAACGACCGUGAGCUUCAGCUGGGGGAUCCAGAGGCGGGUGGACCUCGCUUUGAUCGGACCCUAAAGGCCCUCGUCGUUCCUGAAGCAGGCCAGAUGCAAGCGGGUCGCUACAUCUGCUACUCAGAGGAGCAGGGGGUCAAGUUUCAGACGGAGAGGUACCAAGUGGCUGUCGUCGCAAGCGCUCCAGUCUUCAUGGAGGCCCGGGCCCCUGACAGCAGCAUGGGGCUGUUCUGGGUCCUGGUUAUCACCCUCGGAGCGGCAUGUCUCCUGCUCCUCGUCGCAGCUCUGUACCUGCGCAGGAGGCUGAAGCUCGCACUGGGUAAAGGAGCCGACAUGAAACCUCUUGAGAGCACUCUGGUCUACCCCAUCACCCUCCCCAAGGAGCCACCUACCUUUGUGCCGAGCAAGAUGCCCAGCGAUGAAGAUCGCUUCUGGGAGACUGGGGCUAACUACUACUACUCAGAUGGCUCGCUGAAGAUCGUUCCCGGUCACGCCCUGGGUCCCAGCAGCGUCAGCAGCACGGCGUCACCCAGCGCCAUUCCAGGCCAGCCCAUCCACUCCCCGAGCCGUCUCAGCCUCACCAACAUCCGGGGCUCUGGUAGCAACGGCUACAUCCGCCUCAACCUGAGCACAGCAGGGGAGGAGAGGGCUAGCGGGGCUGGCGCUGGGGGCGGCGGGCUCGGGGGCCUGGGCAUGGGCGGGAACGACUACUCCAGCCCCUUUAAGGAGGAGCUGAGACGCACUCUGCAGCAGAGGAGUGUGCUGCCCGAUGCCAACCCUGAGGAGUCGUCCGUCUAG
Molecule: messenger RNA, 54877 nt
Organism: Xyrichtys novacula (pearly razorfish)
Lineage: Eukaryota; Metazoa; Chordata; Actinopteri; Labriformes; Labridae
Source: the annotation of a GenBank genome assembly